AGAACAGGAAACAUGAACGAUAUCCUACGUGACAAGAACAGGAAACAGGGACAAAUCGAUAACUUCAAGCUAAAAGAGAGAGAGAGAAAUAUGGUAAUAACCAAACUCCAAAAUGAAGACUCACCAAACAAUUAUGUCGAUUGCUACUCAGGAAUUUAAACCUGUAAUACAGAAUAUAUGAUUAAUACAUAAUUGUAUACAACCAAAACGUCAAUGAGUAAGUAUAAAAUCCAUGUUAAUAGUAAAAUCUGGAAAUUUUAUUAAAGACACGGAGGCUCAUAUUAUGCAAGUUUAAAGCUGCACUAUUACUUGAGAUGCGAUGUGCUCAAUUGGUCUGAAAUAGAAGUUACGGAAGGUCGAUUCCCGAGACCAAUCCGCAGCUUGCAUAAUGUCUUCUAGACAACAGCAGACCGCAGAAGCCUUCAAAGCCAUACCACGUACUGAAUGAGGCGUGAAGAUAGAAGUGUCAAUUCCGGCUAAAGAUAGAGGCCAGUGCACCCAACGUUCAAGAGUCGGGGUCAAUACCGGACGGUAAGGAGACCUAAAUGAAACGAAUAACGGAUGCAAAUCCAACGAACGAAGAGAUCGCGUAGCAUCCAGAUAAGCCUUCAGACAAUCCACCGGACAGAGUGCUGGACUCCCUGAGAAUCUAGGGUACACAAACGACUUGGAUGCUGAUUUAGUCCUCCUGGAUAUGUUGAAAGAAACACCUUCAGGAGUAAAAGUAAUGGCGUCCCAAUCAAGGGCCCUGACGUCAGACACUCUCUUACACGAAAUCAAGCAGAGUAGCAUCACUAACUUAGAGGAUAACUGUUUAAGUGUCAGUCCUUGGUUAGGGUUCCAUGACGAUAAAAACUGCAACAUCACGUUGACGUCCCAGAAGGCAGAGAAAUGAGGCCUGGGUGGGCGAGCGAGGCGAACACCCUUGAGAAGGCGACAUACAAAAGGAUGUCUGCCGACGGGUGAACCAUCCACACCCUUAUGGCCUGCCGAAAUAGCUGAACGGAAAAGGUUGAUAGUGCGAUAAGUAUUGUCCCGAAUCAAACAUGAGAGUGAGGAACUCCAAGAUCAAAUGGAGAGGUGCCGAUACGGGAUCCACUGACCGUCCCAUGCACCAACUAGACCACGAACUCCAUGAAGAUCUGUAAGCUGCUCUUGUACCUGGAGCCCAUGCGUUAUCGAGGAGUAGGAGCCGCGCCAUCAGGGGCAGCUGGCCUCGUAACACCAAUCCAUGCGAGUUCCCAUCUAGAUCCAGAAGAAGUUCUUGGAAACUCGGGAUCAACCGUGGAUAAUCUAUCGACAACUCCAGCAGUCGCGGGAACCACGGUUGAGACCUCCACAGAGGGGUGAUCAAUGUCAGAGAAUAACUAUGACGGACCAGUUUUGAGAUCGUGCGAGCAAUCAUGUUGAAUGGGGGAAAGGCAUACAGGAGACCCGUCGGCCACUCCUGAAGGAAAGCGUCUGUUGCCACUGCAUCCGGGUCUGGUCUCCAACUGUAAAAGUCCGGUAACUGAGUGUUCAGGCGGGAUGCCAACAAGUCUAUCACAAACCGACCCCAUAACCUGUCUAGACUCCGAAACACCGAAACUUGUAAGUGCCAAUCUCCAGAGUCUCGUAAAUGUCUGGAGUUCCAAUACGCACUCGAAUUGUCCAUAACUGGGAUGUGUUCCGCUGUCACGGAAACAUUGUUGUAUAGACAAAACUGCCAGAAAUCUUUUGCUAAAAGUGUCAACAUCUUGGAUUUGGUUCCCCCAAGUUGGUUUAUAUAACGUACCGCUGACACAUUGUCCAUCUUGAGGAGAACACAGCAAUCUGCUCGGCCCGGAGUAAGGCUGCGAAUCGCAAAGGCACCCGCCAAGCGUGCCCCCCAACCGUGUAAGCUGGCGUCGGACUCGAUCACCACGUCUGGUAUGGAUCCAAAUAUUGCGCGCCCGUUCCAAGCCUCCAUGUGGGCCAACCACCACACCAGUUCGUCUCUGGAUUCGUUAUCCAGCUGUAUCCUGGAGUCGUACGAAUGACCUGAACGGAGGUGCGGACCUUUCAGUCGUUGGAGGGCCCAGUAGUGCAAUGGUCCUGGAAAGAUCGCCUGAAUGGAGGCCGCAAGUAGACCGAUAAUCCUCGCCAAUUGCCUGACUGACAAGUCCGAUACCCGAAAGGCCCUCCGAAGGUCUUUUUGAAUGGCUUUCAUCUUGCAUUCUGGGAGGAACAGGAAUUGUUGGAUGGAAUCCACUUUGAACCCCAAGAACUCUACCGACUGAGCGGGCGUCAGGAUUGACUUGUCCCAGUUGAUCAUGAACCCCAAGUUCUGGAGCAGGUUGACCGUCCAGUCCACAUGUACUUGCAGCUGGUCUCUGGACUGGGACAUGAUGAGAAUGUCGUCCAGGUAAAUAAUGAGGCGUACGCCACACGUACGGAGGAAUGUCACCACCGAUCUCAUGAUCUUGGUGAAGCACCAAGGAGCUGAUAAUAGACCGAACGGUAGACAUGUAAAACGCCACCGUCUCCCGUGCCAGGUGAAAUGGAGGUAGUCUCUGUGUUCCAUCGCGAUGGGGACUGUGAAAUAUGCGUCCUUCAGAUCUAGCUUGGCCAUCCAAUCCGACGCACAGAGGAGGUCUCUGAGGCAAUGUAUGCCCUCCAUCUGAAAAUGCUGGUACCGGAGGAACGCGUUGAGGGGUCGGAGAUUUAUCACCGGACGUACACCACCCCCUUUCUUUACCAGGAAGAGGUUGCUCGUAAAGCCUGGGGCGGUAAGCGGCAACUCUUCUAUUGCGCCUUUUGACAACAUCUCCUUGAUUUCCGUGGAAAUCAUCUCCUCCUGUUCCGAGGGAAGGGACAGUUCUCUGGGGACAGACAAUUGGACAGGCAGAGAUACAAACUCGAGGUGAUCACCCCGUACUGACUGUAACACCCAAACAUCCGAGGUCAUAGCUGCCCACCCCCGGCAGAAUAAGGCCAACCUUCCCGCCACCCGUACUUGAGCGAGAAGGGAAGAAUGGGUACUCACCAUAAGGACGUCUGCCCGAAGUGGCACCGCAGGGGUAUCUGGAACCCCAUGACUUCCCUCUAGCUGGGAAGAAGGGAGGAGCUCUCAGAUCCUGGAAGCCCCGGGAGGGGAAAAAGGAACCUCUGUUGGCUUGGAAUGAGCCCCUGAAUUCACGGCCGGGAGGACGGUUCCUACCACGCCCGGCCCCCUACGAAAACCUUAGGUGCAAACAUGCACUUCAUAUUGGCCUGGGCUUUAUCAAUGGCCGUAAAAGUUUUAAUGUAGGAUCCCAGGUCUUUCACGAAGGUAUCACCAAAUAACAUCCCCUCGUUGGAUGAACUCGGUUCCGCCACCAUCAUGGCAGCCAAUUUGGGGUUGAUUUUCAGCAAAAUCGCUUUACGUCUUUCCGCUGACAUAUCGGUAUUCGCAUUCCCCAGAAGACAAAUACCCCGCUGGACCCAUCCUAUGGCCACAUCGACAUCCAGGACUGAGUCGCCAGCUGUAGCGGCAUCCAGCAGAUCAUACAGUUUCAAAGGGUCCAGGGUAUCCAAAAUUUUGUCCUGGCAUCCCUUCAGGGAAUAAUCCAGGCCCUUUUUAGGCUUCCAGCCAGACUUGUUCAAAACUUGCGUGAUCUGGGGGUCAAUCUCAGGGAUCUUGCAGGCCAAGCCCAGCAGGGAAGGCCUGGGGCACUCAGCGCGUAAUUUAUUGUGGCCCUCCUUAGAAAGGGGGGUGCGCAUGCGUCAUGCAACAUAUUGUGCGAUAUACCCUGGGGGUUCCCACUCGGCUGACGCAUGUCAUCUGGGUCGAACAGGGGUUGCCCUGCGGAUCCAACAGUGCCGCACCAUCCCCAGUGGGGCCAGGUAAAAGACCUUGUGUAGUGGUAGAGGUCCCAGAAGGGGUAACACCCGUAUGGAGUAAAUCCUCACCCGACUCAGCCUCAUCGUAAGAGGCGUAAUCUAGCACGUCUGAGUCAGCUUCCGCACUCCGGUCGGUAUCCGACCCUUCCUCUUGGCCCUAGCCUGUUUCCAUAGUCUAGCCUUUUUAGCCUGGCCAGGGGCUCUUUUGCACGUAUGAGGAGCGCUAUCUGUGACCUCCUCAGGCAUGUCUAUCAUGGCAGGUAGAACCUGAAUCGAGGAGUGGGAGUUGACGUGCUUAGCCUUUGCCCCACGCCUACGGGCACCAGGCAAGACAGGGGCAGGCGGGGGGGUCCCGGUACUCAGGGGGGUGGGGGCCGCCAUAGAGGGUAAUAACAUGGCUUGCAAGGACUGGGAGAACGAUGUGGACACCGCUCCCAUGGCAGAUGCAAAGGCCUUCUGCAAGGAUGAGGCCAUAGUGGCAUCCAGUAAGGCUUUAAAUUCUUGGGAGGCUACAGCACCUUCAGGGUCAUCCUGGGUGUAGGCCUCUGCAAGGCCCUCAGGCCCCUCAUCCUUAUCUUGCAUACUAAAGCCAAAGAAAUAUCAGAACACUAGUGGAAAAGGAAACAACAGGGUUGAGUAACCCACAGCAGUAAAUAUUAAAUCACAAACAACCUGACUGUAGGUGUGCCCAGGGGUAUUAGCGGUCUGCAAAACCGAGCAGCGAUCAGAUCGAGGCUGCAGGGAGCAGAGAGACCGGCCGCGAGUAAGCUCUGCCCAGAACAUGGCCGCCGCACAUGGGAGCCGGGCAGAGCCUGCUCGCGGCCAGAGAACAGGCGGGGGAAGGGGUGCGUACACAGCGCCCGCGCGGGCCCCAUGAGAGCGAGGAUGGGCCGCAGUCGAUAGCAAGCCGCGGGAAAGAAGUGCCCGCGGCCCGCGAAUCACCCACAGAAGGGGCAGACGCCACAGUGAGGCAAGGAGACAGUCUCCCAGGUGGGAGAACCGCAGGCCCAAAGGGGAUCCCCACUAGGCACACCAAGUGCAAACACAACAGGAAUACAUAUAAUAAACAGCAAUGUACAAGUAAUAAACACAAUGCAAAUGCAGUGUACAAUUAUAAAACACAAAGCAAAUGACCAAGAUACAGAAAUAUCAAGGAAAAUAAAAAUCACAUGAGGAGCAAAAAUAUACUUAGCUGGUCUGAGGGAGCAGCAAAGAAAGAGGAGGAUUGUGGGAGACACAGGCCUUUUAUAGUCACUUCCUCUGUUAUGUGAUUGGUUGCCUGUGUGCCUAUACAGUUUUUUCUUUCAUUUUGAUAAUAUUUAUAUUCCUCUAUCUUUGCUGCUGAGGGAAUAAAGAAAGAGUUAUGCAUAAUAUGAGCCUCCGUGUCUUUAAUAAAAUUAAAAUCCGGCCUGCAAAGUUUAAGCUAAAUCAAUCAAGCUGUGCCUAUAAGUGUUGAAUAAUUGUUUUUCUAAAUCAGUAUUUUUGUCAUAGCAAUUUGUUGUUCAAUUCCCUACAAUCCACGGUUUUGUAAAUAAAGCUUGUAUAGACUUCAGUCAGAAAAAGAAAGUAAUAAGGAAUACAUUUUAUUAUAUUUUUUAUAAAUUAACGCUGGGCUCCAAUGCCACUCCUUUUUGCUUCCUUAUUCCUGACCUUACUAUACAAACAUGUAACUCUAGUAUCACCCAUCUUGUACUCACACCUUGCUAACCAGGGAGGAAAAGAAAAAGUAGGCUCUAAAAGCACUUAUUUGCUACUGUGCAAAAUAAGCCGUUUACCAUGGCUUUAUUAUGCAAGUCUUUUUUUUUUUUUCCACCCAGUCAGUGUUGCUUUCUGCUUUUUGCUGCAGCAUUUGCUUGUUUAAGCUGCAAUGACGUCCUGUGACCACCGGGGGCAGUGCCAACAAGCUUUUUUUUUUUUUUUUUUUUUUAAAUAUUUCAGUGCCUUUUUUUUUCCCUCCAUGGUUUCUCCUCCUCGCUCUUGCGAGUAACUUGGCGUUUGGUCUCAGCAGCUUCCAACACGUUUCCUAUAUACAGAGAGAUCGCUCGGAUUGUCUCCCUCCAUUAAGGACACAUCGGGCUGCUCUUUUGCAAGCAGAGCACUGUGCAAGCUCCCACCCCCUCCCUUCCAAACUUUUUUUUUUUUUUUUAUUUCUCAACGAGAACACCUAGCCAGGAAUUAAAUUAAAUAAAAAAAAAAAAGAAAAAUAAUAUCUUCCAGGGGGAAUCACGAAAAAAAAAAGAAAACAAGAAGAUGGACAUGAAAAGAAGAAUUCACCUGGAGCUAAGGAACAGAACGCCGUCUGAUGUAAGCGUUCUUUAAUUCUUAAUAUUGUUUAUAGAAAUAGAACACAUCUAUCUAUUUAAUGGAAAUGGCUGGGCUCGUCGCAUAAUCCCCAUGAAGUGCAUGCCUGUCCAUAGUCAUGUUAUUAUUUAUUGCCUUUCUGCAAACUAACUGGGCAAAGGGCUUGAAUGAUGCCUUUUACUUUACUUUUAGCCUUAUUCUUUGCCUAGAAUUGGGACCACAUGGGUUUGUUAUUUAUUUAUUUAGACUGCCUUCUAUUUUUAUGGAUCACCCACCCCUUGAUAGAAAGAGUCGACUAAACGUUAUUUGGCCACCCUUUUAUUUUUUUGUAUUUUUUUUUUGUUUUACGAUAAGUCAGAUUAAGCUAUAUGUUGUUUUUUUUUUUUUUUUAUGUAGAUAUUGCACGUUAAUAAUUUUAUGUCUUUGUAUUUUUUUUUUAUUUUUUAUUUUUAUGGUGGUUGGUGUAGGAUUUGGCUUUUAACUACCUCUCGCCCCCAACAAAAAUACUUGAAUCAAAGCAAAAUUAUUUAAUAAUUUAGAAUGUUUAAUAAUAAAUAGAAAUAUGAUCGCAUAGAAAUAAUAAUAAAAAACACUAGCUCCACACUAUGCUGUUUUCUAAAACAAUGCUGAGUUGGAGAAUGAGAUUUUGUAAAACUUGACUUCUAAACCCUGCUUUUAUUUAUUUAUUUGUUUAGGGGGGUGAUCUUUACAAGGAGGGUGAUCAUUCAAAGUGUGAGUGAGUUAGUUGCCAGUAUGAAAGGAGGAGGUGGGAUGGCGUUAUGGAAAAUAAGAUUUAGAUUGAUGGUUUCAUUGGUUUUCGGAGUUUUAAGUUCCCUUUUUCAACACCCUUCUUCACUGUUUUCUUUCUUUUUUUUUUUUUUUGCUAGCACACUGGUAGCCAUGUUUUGCAAAUUUGAUGUUAACCGGUCGCCGUUUAGAGAGCUCUUAAAGCAUGAUUUUAAAGCCAGGGCUUCUAUUGCUAGUUUAGCUCCUUUGAUGUCUUGUUUCCACCCUUGCAGUCUAUGACACCAUUCUGUGGGCUUUGAUUCUUAAAUACUGUCAGUUUCUUGUUUACAAUCUGUCCUACGUUUGAAAUAGGGUUGUAACUCUGGUUAGUUAUAUUUCCUUUUUACUAUACGAUUACGGUGCAGUGUUGUGAUGGUGUUUGUCUAGGGGCAGAAGCUAAAACCCUCUCAUUUUGUAUUUAACCUUCCCCUUGUUAGCAAGCAGUUUGGCAGAUCAGGACUUUACUCUCUGGGUUUACAUGAUUAGCACAGUAUACAGACUAACCCGAGAAACACAUUGCAUUGACAACCCGGCGAGACAGAUUGAAUGCACAUGAACAAUGCAGGGUAUUUUAAUAUCUUCUCGUGGAUGACCUAUACAUAACAUGCAAUGUGGAGGUUUCAUUUGGUGUGUUUACAUCAUAGACGUCAACAGUAAAGUUAGGCUUGGCAUUAAAAAUAUUUGGGAUAAUUAAAAUAACAUGGUUGUGGCAAAAUGCAAUAUAUAUAAUUCACUAUGUAUUAUAUUAUUGCGCUACAUGGGAAGUGAAAGUGAUUUUUGUGUACAUGGAGAGCUGGGGAAGGGGCAUAGCAUGUAUUUGAGGUAUUCUGUCUCCUGGCAAUGCUAGGCUGUGUGUGGGAAGGUUAUGGAAGUAGACUGCACCUCUGGGAGCAAUACACAGAGGACCCUCCUACUGUGCCGCCCCCCCCCCCCACAUGGCUCUUUCAUACUGUGCUUCCCAUGGCUUGCUUCAUACUGUGCUGCAUCCCCCCUUCCGGCUGGCAUCAUGUUGUGCUGCAUCCCCCUUCCAUGGUUGGCGCGUCAUGCUGUGCUGCAUCCCCCUCCACAUGGCUGGCGUCAAUACACUGUGCUGCAUCCCCCCAGGCUGGCAUACUGUAAGCAUCCCCCCACCCACGGCUGGUUUCCAUACUGAGCUGUAUCUCCCUCCCCCCCAUAGCUGGUAACAUACGUGCUACAUCCCCCAUAGCUGGUAUCAUACCGUGCUGCAUCCUCUAUAGCUGCAUCAUACUGUGCUGCAUCAUCCCCCAUAGCUGGUAUCAUACUGUGCUGCAUCCCCCAUGGCUGACAUCAUGCUGUGCUGCAUCCCCCUUCCAUGGCUGCACCAUGUUGUGCUGCAUCCCCUUCCAUGGCUGGCAUCAUGCUGUGCUGCAUCCCCCCCUUCCAUGGCUGGCAUCAUGCUUUGCUGCAUCCCCCCCUUCCAUGGCUGGCAUCAUGCUUUGCUGCAUCCCCCCCUUCCAUGGCUGGCAUCAUGCUUUGCUGCAUCCCCCCCUUCCAUGGCUGGCAUCAUGCUUUGCUGCAUCCCCCCCUUCCAUGGCUGGCAUCAUGCUUUGCUGCAUCAUGUUGCUUCUGUUCCUUCCAUGGCUGGCAUCGCUUUUGCUGCAUCCCCUUCCAUGGCUGGCAUCAUGCUUUGCUGCAUCCUCUCAUGGCUGGCGCCAUACUGUGCUGCAUCCCCAGGCUUGGCAUACUGUGCUGUAUUCUCCCCAUGGCUGGGCAUACUGUGCUGUAUCCCCUCAUGGCUGGCUUCAUACUGUGCUGCAAUCCUCUCCCCAUCAUGGCUGGCUUCUACUGUGCUUCAAUCUCCUCCUACACCUCCAUGGCUGGCUUCAUACUGAUACUGUGCUGUACCUCCAAAAAAAUGGAUGGGUUCAUACUGUACUGCAUUCCUGCUCCAUCCUCCCCCGCCCCCCCCAACGGCUGGCUCCAUGCUGUGCUGCAUCCCCGGCUGGCUGGCUCCAUACUGUGCUGCAUCUCCCCAAUGGCUGGCUCCAUACUGUGCUGCAUCCCCCCCAUGGCUGAGAAACCAUACUGUGUGCUGCCAUCCCCCAUGGCUGGCUCCAUGCUGUGCUGCAUCCCCCAUGGCUGGCUCCAUGCUGCAUCCCCCCCAUGGCUGUGGCAGCUCCAUACUGGGCUGCAUCCAUAGCUGGCUCCAUACUGUGCCAUCCCCCCAUGGCUGGCUCCCAUACUGUGCUGCAUCCCCCCAUGGCUGGCUCCACAUACUGUGCUGCAUCCCCCAGUGGCUGGCUCCAUGCUGUGCUGCAUCCCCCAGUGGCUGGCUUCAUACUGCGCUGCACCCCCAGUGGCUGGCUUUGCCUUUCGCGCUGCAUCCGCCAGCCGGCGGCAUCAUGCGGGCUGUGCCCCCCCCCCCCCCAUGGCUGGCAUCAUGCUGAGCUGUGCCCCGCGUGGCAUCAUGCUGUGCUGCAUCCCCCCUUCCCAUGGAUGGCUCCCAUAUUGUGCUCUAUUUCCCCCCUCCCCCCUCAUGGCAGGCUCCAUAUAUGCGGCAUCCCAAUGGUUGAAAACCAUGCACGGUGCUGCACCCCUCCCAAUGGCUGAAAACCAUGCGGUGCUGCACCCCUCCCAAUGGCUGGCUCCAUGCAGUGCACCUCAAUGGCUGGCUCCAUGCGGUGCUGCACCCCUCCCAAUGAAACGGCUCCGCCACGGUGCUGCACCCCGCAAUGGCUGGCUCCCUGCGGUGCUGCACCCCUCCCAAUGACGACCCGCUCACGGUUAUGCACCCCUCCCAAUAGCUGGCUCCAUGUGAUUGCUGCCCAAUGGCUGGCUUCAUACUGUGCUGCACCCCCCCCCAAUGGCUGGCUUCAUAUUGCGCUGCACCCCCCUCAAUGGCUGGCUUCAUACUGUUCUGCAUCCCUCCAAUGGCUGACAUCAUACUGAGCUGUGCUCCCCCCCCCCUUUUUCCCAUGGCUGUCUUGCUGCCUCUCCCCCCUUCCAUGGAUGGCUCCAUACUGUGCCUCUACCCCAUGGCAGGCUCCAUACUGUGCUCUUACCCCAUGGCUGAAGCCAUACUGUGCUCUAUCCCCCAUGGCUGGCUCCAUACUGUACUCUACCCCAGGCUGGCUCCAUACUGUACUCUAUCCCCCAAGGCUGGCUCCAUACUGUACUCUAUCCCCUCCCAUGGCUGGCUCCAUACUGUACUCUAUCCCCUCCCAUGGCUGGCUCCAUACUGUACACUAUCCCCUCCCAUGGCUGGCUCCAUACUGUACUCUAUCCCCCCCAUGGCUGGCUCCAUACUGUACUCUAUUCCCCCAAGUGGCUCCAUGCUGUACUCCUAUCCCCGUGGCUCCAUGCUGGCCUCUAUCCCCCAUGGCUAGCUCCAUACUGUCUCUAUCCCCCAUGGCUAGCUCCAUACUGUGCUCUAUCCCCCCAUGACUGGCUCCAUACUUGUACUCUAUCCCCCCCCCCAUGGCUUGCUCCAUACUGUGCUCUAUCCACCCCCUUCCCCAUGGCUGGCUCCAUGCUGCCUCUAUCCCCCGACUUUUAUGCUGUACUCUAUCCCCAUGGCUGGCUUCGCUUUGCUCUAUCCCCCCAUGGCUGGCUCCAUACUGUAUAUCCCACCCCCCUUCCCAUGGCUGGCUCCAUGCUGUGCUCACAGCAUCUCCCCAUGGCUGACUCCAUACUGUGCUAUAUCUCCCCAUGGCUGACUCCAUACUGUGCUCUAUCCCCUCCCAAGGCUGGCUCCAUGCCUCUCUCUUUAAUGGCUGGCUCCUUUUGUACUCCUAUCCCCCCAGGCUGGCCAUACUGUACUCUAUCCCCCCCCAGGCUGGCUCCAUACUGUGCUCUAUCCCCCCAGGCUGGCUCCAUACUGUACUCAUCCCCAGGCUGGCUCCAUACUGUACUCUAUACUGUACUCUAUCCCCCCCCCAGGCUGGCUCCAUACUGUACUCUGUCCCCCCACUCCCUAUAGCAGGCAGUAUAUGUACAGACAGGCUCUGUGUAUGGCAGAGGGUGUAAUGGCCAGCAGUCUGAUCGCCAUGGCGAUGCCACCGAUGACGUAUCAAUAACAAUAUCUUAUGACCCACAUUACGUAAUAAGCUGUGGGUGUCGGUGUGAGGCUGUGCGACAUGUAAUGUGAGCGGGCUGGGACUCUGGCCGACAUCUUCCUCACCCCCUCCCCCCUCCUCUUCCUCCCCGUCAGUCGGGCGGGAAAUCUCGGACAGAGGGGACAAUGGGCGGAAUGAGUCCCUGGAUACAGACAGUGUGCGGGGCCCGGCCAGCCAUGGGGUAUCCAUCCACCCCGUGCCAUGUCGGGGGAGGAGGAGACAGCGCCAUGUUGUCCUCUUGUCUUCCUCUCCUGCUCCAUGCUCGCUGUGCUCUCCGGGCUCCUCCUGCCGUGCCAGCUGCAAUGCCCCCCGGCCGGGCUCCAUGUUGCCCCAGCUGGGUGUAUGUGUCCGGCAUGGCGCAGGGUCCUCCACCUCCCUCUCUCUCCCCUCAGUUGAUGUCCCCCCCCCCCCUCUCUCUCUCCCCUCAGAUGAUGUCCUCCCUCUCUCUCUCUCUCCCCUCAGAUGAUGUCCUCCCUCUCUCUCUCUCUCCCCUCAGAUGAUGUCCUCCCUCUCUCUCUCUCUCCCCUCAAAUGAUGUCAUCUCUCUCUCUCUCUCUCCCCUCAGUUGAUGUCCUCUCUCUCUCUCUCUCCCCUCAGAUGAUGUCCUCCCUCCUCCUUCCCCUCUGUCUAUAUCUGUCUCUUUGUCUGCUGUGCCUCUUCUACAUCUCCCUGACUUGCUGUAUUCUGAGCUAGACUAGAUGAUUUGUAUUUUAUUAUUUAAACCAUUUUUAAAUAAAAUUAUGGCAGCCCAGAUACCUCUGAACUACAUUCUCUGUGAUAACGUGGCAGAACGUCAUGGUAAAGGUUUAGAAACAUUUUGUGAGAAAUCCAUCACAGGGAACCGUUUUGUGAUUUAUUUUUAAUUUUUUUUGUGAUGUGAAUUCUGUCCUCCCAUGUCUCCAGUGCACUGUGUUCUAAUUAAUGUCCCCAGAUAGGACCCAUUGACGUCCCUAGUGCUGAUCAGGCUGAGGUUGUAUGUUUUGUAUACAAAUUACAGUUUUAGCACACAGUCAUUUAAAAAUUUCCAUUUUAAAGGUCCUAUUCAAAUGAUACGUCAGACCCUCUGAAUUAACUGGCAGAGAAUUAGUAUUGAAUGUUUACAUGGAAUUACAUUCAAAGAUUCAUGGUGUAAUAUGGAAUUAACUUGCCGUCAAUGUUUUCACUUCUGGUGACCUGGAAAGUAUACACAACUUGCACAAGGUCACAGGCAGUAAUGCAAUUUUAAGUUCUCCAUCAUCAUAAAAAAAUGCUUUCCACAUGUAGUUUGAAGGGAUUGCUUGGCUAAAACAUCACAGCUCAAGCAUGCUUUGAAUACAGUCAAAAUCAACCAACUGCUAUAAAAGAAUAGAGCACAUAGAACAACAUAUGACAAGUUUUAUUUUAUUGUUCAAUAGUACACAUCACUAUUUCAUGUCUAUAUUGAAAUUGCUGCAUUAAUGUAGAGAGAGAUUUUUAGAGUAGUUAUUUAACAGAUUUUAUAAAUGGGGGGGAAAAAAUGCUUGUGUUACUAUUAACAGUUCCAGCACCUUUCCCCCACCCCCCUCUGUACUUCCCAAAGUAUAGCUACUAAUAGGAGGCGGAGGAAGUGCACUCUAGGUUUCUGCAGGAAUCUGUGAUCUCCAGGCACCUAGGUAAUAAUCAAAAUCAUGUAUUUAUUGAAAACUAUUUGGUAUAUAAUAGCUUCCUGGAUUGUGUAAGGUCAGCCGAGAGUGUGUGACAAUAGUGCUUUUGUAAGUGAUCAAAUGAAACCUACCUGAAGAUGACUUGUGAGCUGCUUACAAUAUUGUUUUCAGCCACUCCAAUAAAUAGUAGUAAAUCCUUAAGAUUUUGACAGUGAAGCAGACAUGCACAAUACAUAUACCUCAGUGCACCCAAGUACGGCUUUGAAACCUUCCCUUUGUGAAGGUCUGCUAAAUAUAUUGGAGCAUUAUGAAUAUUGAUCAUUCCUUUAACUUGUGUCAAUAAAGGAAUACCAUCCAGUUGCAUUGCAUACAGUACUCAACAGAAAAUAAGUAUCCAACUUUAAUGGCAUUGUGGGUUUUUGUUUUUCUCUUUCAACUGGCAGAAAAUAUGUCCAUUAAGGGGAAAAAAAUAACAUCACACUCAGUCAGGGAUGAAUAGCAGUGUUACACUGUUACAAAUGGAAAGCAAGAAUAUUACUGUCUGUUGUGAGGCAUGCUGCAAAGACACCCACAGGUGAAAUGUUCACUUACAUAGUGGGGCAUGUGGGAAGGUAUACUAAAGUGAAAUCAUACCUUCCUGCAGUGCAAUCUUUUGUCUUUAUUUCCUGGCAGAUGAAACUUUAGGUUCCUCAAUUGAUAUUUCCACUCAUGCAGAAUGUGAUGCCAUAGGCAUCUAUUGCACAAGAAUAUGCCAGUUCCUGUCAACCAUCACUUGUGAAGAUAGAUAAUGGCACGUGAAUGCUGAUUAAAUUGAAAUUUUCAUGAGUGAUUCACCUUCAAAGGUUAAUUCUUUUACCCAGUGCUUACGUCAAAUUUUAAUACAGAAGCAGUGAGAACAUAUCUCCAAUCUAAAGCUUUUUAUAGAGAUGGUUAGUUUUCUUGCAUGAGGAUGUUUUAGCAUCGUUUCUCUGAGUAAAAUUAUCACUUUGUCCCGCUUCACUCGAGAGGCCACUGUACACAAAGUGGCAUGUCACCUUUAGGGGUCUUUGCAAAGUAUGGGUACACUUUUAUUGUCCUAUUUUGAUAAUUGUAUACAUAAUACAAUAUAUAUUAGCCUUUCAUAUAAAGAGAUACAGAUACAUAAGGGACCAGGACCCUGCAUUCGUUGAGCGCUCAAGGGUCUCCAAAUUAAGCCAAUGUGGUUUUAUUAACUUGAAGUAAUAUCUAUAGCCAAUAUUUCAGUCCAUGACUGAUCUUUCAUCAGGAAGAGGUCUCGACUUUUUUAAAGAAGCAAUAGACAGUUUUAAAAAUAGUGAGCAAUUGGUCAGAUAACUGGUAGUCCAACCCAGUGUUCCAUUAAAGAGUACCUGUUAAUGUGCAUGUUGCACAUUUUCUAAACUAUACAGAAUGACAUUGUUUCACCUUUUAACUAUUCAUAAAAAGGCACUUUUAAAUACUUUUUGAAGCCCUGCCAUGUAUGCCAUGCAGUGAACAUCUUUAACUGGGAUGAUAGACAGGGCUUAAAGGGACAGUGUAGUCACCAGAACUACAGCUUAAUGUAGUUGUACUGGUGUGUAUAGUAGGUCCUUUCAGGCAUUUUAAUAUAAACAGUGCCUUCUCAGAGAAAAAGAGGUAAAACUUAACUUUAUUCAUCAUCAGAAGGAUCUCUGCCAAUCAGCAUCUCCUCAUAGAGAUGUAUUGAAUCAAAAGGCAGUGUUUAUUAAAAAGCCUACAGGGACUGACUAUAGACACCAGAACAACUACAUUAAAAUUAAUUUUAUUUAUUUUACCAUUCAUCAUGCACAAAAGUCAGAGCUUAAAACAUAUGUAUUUUGCAGUUAAUGUGAUGUUGAUUUACUAUACACUGAAAUGUUGUGAACUGAAAACCUAAAUUUCUAAAUUUAGGGCAAAUUAUCUAACCUAGAAACUUUCUCUAACUCUGUGAAAGUAUUAACCUGGUUAUUUUAGGUUACAUUUUGCUGCUUGAUUUUCAAAACCAAUACAUAUAAAUUGGUUAAAUUAGUGAUUUUAGUGAGGAAAGCCUCUCUAAAAUGCAGCCGCCUUAGGUAAUUGUCAUACUGCAUUUUUUUUUUUUCCAUCUGUAUUAAAUGUAAUAAUCUGUGAUUAAAUGGUUACUCUAAGCACCAUGUAGUGGACAUAAUGCCAAGUAUACUCUGGCUCAGAUCCUUGUAAUGGGGCAAACCAUUUUUUCCCCUUACCUAGGUCCCUGCAGGGUUAUAAUGCUCUGGCACUAUGACUUGCCUCCUGUUUUCAAGAGCUGGAGAAGCCUAAAGAUGCAGUGGUCAACAUUCAUUACCUGAGAGAGUUCGGUCAUUCAUGGCACAGAAUUGACGUUAGGCAGUCCGGAAUGUUAGUUACAACUCCAGAUGCAGAGGGGUUAAUCUCUGUAUGUGCUGUUUCAAAGCGAAACACUACGCAUACAGACUCCAGGCAUAGUGACGACUUCAAAUCGCUGAAGUGCUUAUGGUAACCCUUUUAUUGUUUGGGUUUUACAUGGUUAUGUAACCCAAACAAUCACAAGUGAAAUCUAUCCCAUCUGGAUGACAUAAGUUGAAAUCCACCAUACUUUUAAAGAAGACUAAAUCGGCUUCCUUAAAGGACCACUAUAGGCACCCAGACCACUUCAGCAUAAUGAAGUGGUCUGGGUGUCAGGUCCCUCUAGGGUUAAAUUUUGCCUGCUGUAAACAUAGCCGUUUCAGAGAAACGGCUAUGUUUACGUAUGGGUUAAUCCAGCCUCUAGUGGCUGUCUCGUUGACAGCCGCUAGAGGCGCUUCCAUGCUUCUCACUGUGAUUUUCAGCCGAUGACGACCGAAGGAGGAGGAGGAGAGUCCCCAGCGCCGAGUUUGUUUUCCUGGCACUAUAGUGGUCCUUUAAAAAUUGUCUUUUUAAGAAGAUGAGAUCUAUCAUGCAAACCGAGCAUACAUAAAGAAGAGUUGAAUAUGGGAGUAUGUACAGAAUAUAUAAUAAUGAGACUGCAUGGAUUCUACUUGCUAAUCUAAGAAAUCAUUUUGAGGUAUAGUUGGGGAGAACUUUGUGAGUGUUGGGAUUUUAAUUUUGAUCAUAGUGUGUGUGUGUGUAUAGGAAAUUAGAGUAACAAUUGAGAAACAGCAAUGUUUACAUUGCAACACUAAGUCUGCCUCCAGUAGCGGUCUACCAGACAGCCACUAGAGGCGCUUUCGGGAUAUUAACGGACUUUUGGUCUGGAAACUGACACUGGAUGUUCUCACGCUCUGCACAAGGACAUCCAGCAUCUGCUAUUUCCCCAUUGAAAAGCAUUGAGUGAAUGAUUUCCUAUGAGGAGGCCUAAUUAGCGCCCGCUCAUCGGGAGGACGUCGGAGGAGGUAGAGCCGUGACCCAGCGCUGGAAUCAGGUAAGUAAAUAAAGGGUUUUUAACCCUUUUAUCAUCAGUGCGGGGGGAGGCAUAGUGCCAGGAAUAUAGCUUUGCACUAUAGUAUCACUUUAAUGUACAAGAUCCGUAAAUAAGAUACGAAUGGCAGCAGUUUAUAUUAUAGAAAUUAUAGACUAAUGGAGUGACUUGGGCAUGUGUGAGUCUGAGUUCCAGUAAAAAGGUUGAAUUUAUUUUUUUUCUGUGAAAGGAAAUCCUAGAACCAGCAAAAUGCUCAUUGUAUUUUGUUUUGUAGGUACGUGCGUGUGUACCAUAGCCAUUACAGUGUUCAGUCCAUGCCUCCUCCCACUCCACUACCUGUAGCCUAAGAGCACGAAGUUCCUACGUUCUGCAUUGCUUAUUGCUAAUGGAAAAGGCUAUGAAACCGAAUUAAAACAUUUUCAUGACCUUUUCAGUAUAACUAUUAAAUAAAACUCACUAAAAAUAACCUAGUUAGAUCCAAGCUCCACAAAUCUCAGGCGCCUGGUUGCCAUGGCGACUAGGAAGUUUGUCCUGACGCCUGGAAUUUGUGAGCCCUUUUAAGCAACCGUCCUGGCAGCUUAGGAUGGGAGGCAGGCAGACGGCUCAUGGAGAACGUGGGCGGCUGGGCGGGCAUGCGGCUCAUGGAGCAUGAAGAGCUGAGGGAUGGAGGCAAGUGGCUAACUGACUGAGGAGGCGGCAAGGGAGCUGUAUUCUUCAAAAAAUAUGACAUCAUUCCAGCCCCAGCUCACUAUACAGUUCCCGAGGGCUGAGCAGGGAGAUGAGCAGUACCGUCCCACUGGACCACCAGUAUCCACUCCAGCUCUUCCAGCAGGUAGGGAGGCCGGGUUGGGCAAAUUUAUAUUAAAUAAAUUAUAACCUGUGUGUGUGUGUGUCUCUGUCUGUCAGUGACUGUGUGUGUGUGUCUGUCAGUGAGUGUGUGUCAGUGUCUGUUUAGGUGAUCUGCCCCUCUCCAAUCACAAGGGAAAGGUGUUUUUACUCACCUUUUUUUCCCCACGCUGUGCUAGUCUCGCCACUGCUGGCUACAUGGCUGAGUUCAUCAAUCUUGACUAUUUCACCCAAUCCCAAUGCUUCUCCCCUUAUAGAAAAGCAUUGAGAGACUAUUGUGCAUGCGCGGCACAAUGCGCCAAUCAACAUCUCCUAGAGAUGCAUUGAAUUAAUUGUGCAGCUCUUUUUUUUGUCUGAAAAGACAGUGUUUACAUUGACAAAUGUGCACAGACAAGACUUAAAGGACCACUGCAGCUGGCACUAUAGUAUUAAAAGGUCCCUCCACCCUCAUGGCCCCCUUCCCGCCGGGCUGAAGUGAGAGGAAAGGGUUAAACACUUACCUUUGGCGCUGGGGACUCUCCUCCUCCUUCGGUCGUCAUCGGCUGAAUGCGCGGCAAGAGCCGUGCACGCAUUUAGUCAGUCCAUAGGAAAGCAUUCUCAAUGAAAAUCAUAGUGAGAAGCGCGGAAGCGCCUCUAGCGACUGUCAAUGAGACAGCCACUAGAGGCUGGAUUAACCAAUUGAGCUGAAGUGGUCUGGGUGCCUAUUGUGGUCCUGUAAGAACUACCUUAAGUUGUAGUGGUUCUGGUGGCUAUAGUGGUUUUUUUUGACGUUGAAAAGCCUGGCUCCUAGAUUACAAGCAAAUUUGUCAAGCCCUUAGCUAGAUGAACAAGCAUAUCCUCUCAUUAAAACCUCAUGCAAAAUUACAUGAUUUUGCUAUUUCAUGACAAAAAGUCAUGAUUUUAUGAAAGACACGGAGGCGAGUAUUGCUUAACCCUUUCUUUACUGUCCACCAAUAGCAGCAAAGAAUACAAACAGUAAGAAAAAAUGGUAACCAUAGUGAUAGACCACUCCCAUACCAAGUCCCAGUAUAAUAGUCAGCACCUCCCCACACAAUUACUCUUUCUUUGGAGAUGCGACACCAAACCAGCAAACAGGAACCGAUGAACAGUCCAGAACUCAGCAGACCAAACCAUCCCAAAAUCCAGCCGGAUACUUAUCAGGAACAAUCUGUGAACUGGGACUAAACCAGCAACAAAUGACUAAGUGUCAACAACAGGGAGUCCAUCACAGCACCAUCCAUAGAUAUCCAGUCAACGUGAUGAAGUCUUGGGAAGAAGUGAGGAUCUUUUCAACCUGUGAAAACAUAAAAAACAGGAGCCCCACCGUUAAAUCAGUACUAAAACCAAUUGCUCAUGCCAAACCAUAAUAUAUUGAUAUACUGAAACCAUAUAGUGCCCCGAAUGUCAGACAAGAGAACCACCAACAGGCCAACAUAACAUUAACAGUACGGAUGCACAUAAAAAGGCAAUACCAUGUUGAACUCAUGUUGCAAUACUUACCAACCUGAGCUAUAACACAACAGGAGGGGGAAACACAAUGAUAGAAAAAUAAAAGGGUGGGACAAUACUCGCCUCCGUGUCUUUCAUAAAAUCAUGACUUUUCGUCAUGAAAUAGCAAAAUCAUGUAAUUUUAUGUCAAGACACGGAGGCUCAUAUUGCAAGUUUAAAGCUGAUCAAUAACCGAAGAGAAAACAUGUGUUGAAGGCCAAAAGUAAAAUUCUCUGAAGGUGGAUUCGCAGGACCAGUCCGCCAUCCUCAUCAGGUCUUCCCGGCAUGCUCCCGAAGACACCAUAGACAUGGCUGAUGCCCCUCGUAAGGAGUGAGCGCUAAAGAUGGAUGUAUCCACACCGGCCAGUGACAUUACCCAUUUCACCCAACGAGCCAAGGUAGUGCUGGACACGGGGCGAACGGUUGACGAAUCGAGAGAAAGAGCUGAGGGGACGCGGCCGAAUGAUGGGCACUCGUCCGAAGUUCAUACUCCCUCAAACAGGUCACAGGACAUAGCGCCGGGGUAGUUGGAAAACUCGGAUAUGAGACCGAACGUAUAACCGUCUUAGUGCGUCUGGAGAUGUUAAAUGUCACUCCAUCGUAGUCCAGGGCCCGUACAUCCGAGACCUGUUUGCACGAAAUGAGGCAGAACAGGGAAACCAAUUUGGCAGACAGUUGUCUCAGGGUGAGGUCCACAUUAGGAGGCUAAAAAGUAAACCGUGACAAGACGCAGGACCAUGUAUAAUAUCGAGGUCUGGGGGGACGCGACAGAUGUGGACCCCGAAGUAAGCGGCACACCAAGGGGUGUUGGCCCGCAGGACAGCCGUCGAAACCCUGGUGAGCUGAAGAGAUGGCUGAUCUAUACAGGUUACAGGCGAUAAAAAAACAUGAGGUAAAUGUAAGCUUACUGUAAGUGCGUCUGGAACCGAGGUUCCCUCUGAAGCCUCUGGAGAGCCAUGGCCUCCCAUGUGAAGGGAAGAAAGGGGACUGUUGUCACGUCGCCUGGUAGGAUGGUCUCUGGUUGUAGAAGCCUCAUCCUGAUCCACGAGCAUGGUAAUUAGACCGACCGGACAGAUAGCCCCUGAAUCUGCCGGCCCUGGUAGAGACCCGUCCCUGAAAUAACCUCUUCAUAGAGGAUUGAGCCUUGUCCAGGGCUGUAAAAGCACACACAAAGCGCCCCAGAUCCUUUAUAAAGGAUUCUCCAAACAGGCCCUGGGCAUCUUUGCCUGCCUCAGUGAGAGCGAGGUUAGCCAAUUUGGGUUCAAUUUUAAAGAGAAUUGCUGGCUUUAUGCUGCUGAACAGACAGGGAUGUGUUCACACUGCCUGCUAUGCAGAUCGCCCUCUGCACCCAGCCACGGAGUUCUUCUGGGUCAAUCUGCCUGUUUUCGGCUCUGGCUAGUUCAGCCAGGUCAAACAAUUUGGCCGAAGGACCAAAAAUGUCCAGGUGUUUGUCCUGGCAUGAUUUUAAAGCGGAAUCCAAUCCCUUGCGGGGAUUCCAUCCCAUUUUUGAAAGAAAUUGGGACAUUUGGGGUCAACAAUAGGGGUCUCACAUACUUUACUGGGAAUUAGGGGUCUAGGACAUUCUGCCCUGAGUUUGUUGCGCGCUGCCUUGCUAAGGGGGCGCCGUACCCAGUUCUCUAGGUACUAAGCCACAUGGUCCGCUGGAAGCCAUUCUGCUGACCUCGGGUGAUGAAGAGCAUCCGGGUCAAACGUAGGUUCCCCAGACGGAUUCAUGAGGGCGGAACCCACGGUAGCGGCGGAGUCGCUGCGCAAGCAACUCAUUACCAGCCCCGAUAGAGCAGGGGCAAAGGGAUUAGUGUCUUGCCCGCCAAUGUCGUCAUUGGAGUCACGUACGGACUCGGCAUCAGCCUCCUCACCAGACCCGAUUUCUGAGUCGGAGUCACUCUCUUUUUGUGCUCUAGCACAUUUCCACUGCCGCGCCCGUUCUGCCUGGCGCGGCAGUGGAAAUGUGCUAGAGCACAAAAAGAGAGUGACUCCGACUCUGUUCAUGGGUGAAUCUAGUCACACCGGUCGUAUUGUUUCUGGAGGCAGGAGGACUUAAGUGACUGGAUUUGGCCGUUGCCUUCUUGGAACAUCCCCUAUAGGGCUUAAAGCAGAACGCGGUAAGCGCGUCGCGUGGCCGAGCCUUCUGCGGCCAAAGGGCGUGCCAGUAAGGCCUGUGAAAUAGUCUGGGAAAGAGCCGAGGACAUGGAGCCUAUGGCGGCCAUAAUGGCAUCCGUAAUGAAGCGCUGUAGAGCUAGAGAUUGGGCAUCCUCAGGUACUGACAUAGGGUAACCUGCGGAGGAAGGGGGGCCAGAGCUGGCAGAGGGGUUAAAGCAUGGGGUAUAUCCAUUUCUCCAGGGGGAAGGGGGGGUGGCAGGCACUUUGGACUUGGGCAUAAUAAAAUUGCUGUGAGAUAUCCUAAUGACACCAAAUAUAACAUAGUAAUAUAUGCUGCAGGGAGUUGAAAGCUAAAACAAAAAAAAUGACAGAGAGAGAACAAGCUAGCAGGAGUUAAUCACACCAGACUAGCUAUACUUUAUUAGAGGGUAGAGAUAGGGAGCUCACCAGGGCCCAGACAGUCUGACAGGAAGAAGGAGCAAUGGAGUCACAGACAGCCUGAGAAAGAUAAGGCAAACAGAGAAAAAAAAAAAAAGAUAAGAGCAACAGGAGAAGCUCAAGUGAUAGGGAUACUGAUAAUAAUACCCUAAAGAGGUCUGGAACCCUGGGCUCAAAGGAUAACGCAGUAUAAAAAUCCACAAUAGGAUAAAACAUGGAAACAUAAAACAUAUGGAAAAUAAAUAAGUAAAUAAUAAAACUACAAGCAAAAAGGCAAAUAAAUGACACAGGUAGCAACAGAGCAAUAAUGAGAGUAACAUCAAUAAUGCAAAUAAAUAGUAUACAUAACAUUAAGCCAAUAACAUGGAAGAAAUUCGUUAUGUACUUAUCGGUUUGGUAGCAGCAAAGAAAGAGGAAUUGUGUGGGGAGGUGCUGACUAUUAUACUGGGACUUGGUAUGGGAGUGGUCUAUCACUAUGGUUACCAUUUUUUCUUACUGUUUGUAUUCUUUGCUGCUAUUGGUGGACAGUAAAGAAAGGGUUAAGCAAUAUGAGCCUCCGUGUCUUGACAUAAAAUUAUAUUUUGGCAUCAAGCAAUUACAUUGUCUUCAUUGCUCUAAGAACACUUUUUGAAAUCUAACCAAUUGUCUUCAUGUUCCAUGCAAGGUGCAAAAUAAAAAAAAUAAACACUUCACUUCAGCUUAUUUGCAAGGUUUCCAGUAGCUGCUGAUACUAGAUCUGCAGCUAUUGCAAGCCAAUAUUUCAUAUAUCCCCCAAAGAAAACACGAAAAACAAAUCACUUGCAUAUUUCCUCUCUCCUUCCCCCCUCCUUUUUUCCCCUUUCAUAAUAAUGUAGUAUUCUUUAAAGUAAUACUACAUUAGUAUAGUACUUUGGAAAAGCCUAGCCUGAAAACCUGGAAGAACGAUGCAGUUUAAAGGAUUACUAUAUAGAGCAGUGAUGGCGAACCUUUUUGAGCCCGAGUGCCCAAACCGCAAUACAUGCCAACAUUUUUUCUCCUUAAAGUGCCAACACGGCAAUUAAACCCAAAUACUGAGGUUUAAGUUUAGAAAAAAACAACUCGUACUGUUGUCCGAACUAAUAACUUUUGUUUUAAAAGAACACAGAGAGUUCAAUAAUACAAAUUUUAAAUAAUGAUAUAAAUAGAUAAAAUUAAGCUUAUAUUUAUUAGUAUCUCCAACAAAUGCAAUACAUACACAGACAGACUGCUGAAUACAUACACACAGUCUGCUGAAUACACACACACAAGACUGCUGAAUACAGAGACUGAUGAAUACACAUACAGACAGACUGCUGAGUACACACACACACACAGACUGCUGAGUACACACACUGCUGAGUACACACACACAGACUGCUGAGUACACACACACACAGACUGCUGAGUACACACACACAGACUGCUGAGUACACACACACACAGACUGCUGAGUACACGCACACACAGACUGCUGAGUACACGCAAACACAGACAGCUGAAUACACGCAAACACAGACAGCUGAAUACACGCAAACACAGACAGCUGAAUACACGCAAACACAGACAGACUGCUGAAUACACACAUACUGCAUUGAGGUGGGGGUGCGUGUGUGUGUGAGUGUUGUAUGUGAGGGGUGCUGUGUGUGUGUGUUAUAUGUGUAAGGGUGCUGCGGAGGGGUAGGGGUACUGUGUGUGGGGGGUAGGGGUACUGCUGGGAGGUAGGGGUACUGUGUGUGGGGGGGGUACUGUGGGAUGGUUUGGGGUACUAUGUGGGGGGUAGGGGUACUAGGGGGUAGGGGUACUGCAGUGGGGGGGUAGGGGUAGCUCAUGUGGGGGGUUAGGGCAAGGGGGUUACUGCUGGGGGUAGGGGUUACUGCUGGGAGGAAUACUGCUGGGAGGGUAGGGUACUGUGUAUGGGGGGGUAGGGGUACUGCUGGGGGAGUAGGGGUAUUGCUGGGGAGUAGGGGGUACUGGGGAGGGUGGGUACUGCUGGGUAGGGUUAGGGUGGGUACUGGGCAGGGGUUACUGCUGGGAGGGGGGUUACUACUGGGGGUAGGGGUUACUGCUGGGCAGUAGGGGCUACUGCUGGGGGUGGGGGUAGGGGUUACUGCUGGGGGUAGGGGUUACUGCUGGGGGUAGGGUUACGUGGUGGGGGUUACUGCUGGGGGUAGGGGUUACUGCUGGGGGGGUAGGGGUUACUGCUGGGUGGGAGUAGGGGUUACUGCUGGGGGGGUAGGGGUUACUGCUGGGUGGGAGUAGGUGUGCUGUAUCAGUAUCUUUAAUGAGGGGGGAGGGGGGGGGACACAGAGAUCCCUGGUGGUCUGGUGGUGGUAAGAACUGCAGGGGGAGGGCUCCAGGAAGCAGCUCCCCUGUCCUCGCGCAAUGCUGUGUGGAGCGUUGCCAUGGUAACGCGCGGCAACGCUCCACACAGCAUCGCACGGGAGGACAGGGGAGCUGCUUCCUGGAGCCCUCCCCAUGCCUCCCGACCCGGAAGCAGAGUAGGCGCCUGCCGUUUCGGGCAGACAGGCGCCUACUCUGCAUUGAUGGCGGACCUGUGGCCGCGUGCCCACAGAAAGGGCCCGGCGUGCCACCUGUGGCACGCGUGCCAUAGGUUCGCCAUCACUGAUAUAGAGUGUGCGUGUAUCUCUCUCUCCUAUAUUAGUAUGUGUAGAUUAAUAUAUUUAACAUAUUUUCUUUCUUAAACUGGAUAUUACUUUAGUGUACAUUAUAGUAGCUGUACCAUUUGAGUUAUGAGGUUGUUCCUUAAAAGUUGCACUUUCUGCAGUACUGUAGUCUGUAGUAAAGUUCAGGUGUUGGCUGUGUCAUUAAAAUAAGAAUAAAAAAAAAAAAAAUUUAUACUUAAGUCAAAUUUACUUUUUACACAUUUUCACACAAAGCUAGCUAUCUGAUUCCUGUACUCCAAAUAAGUUAGGUGAAAACUGCAAAGCUAGUUUUAUUUAGUUUUUUUUUUUUUCUCUGCAUAUUUUACUUCUUGGCCAUGAAACAGAAGCUACAUUGUUUCCAUUUAAAGCAGGCAUGAGAAAUAAAUAUGGAACUUAAUAUGCAGAAAGUUCUACAAGGUGGAGUUAGAACUCUGUGUACACUACUUGGAAACUAGCUUUAGACCAUUUGCAUGGCAGUGUUGAGAAACAAGUGCAUGAAGCAUUAAGAAAGUUACUAGUGAUUUUCAUAGUCAGCUAUAAAUAUAAACCUGGGAAACUUUCUCCAUAAGAUACAAAUUAGAGAUUUUGUUUUACCAUCUCCAUAUUUUUGCCUUACAUUUGUGAGUUUAUCAACACACCUUAAAGCGGCACAGUCACACCGUACUUACAUGUCUCCUAUUGUUUCUUCUUCUCAGAAUCUGUUCUUUUCUUUAUUUCUGAUUUUAUAUUCUGAUUUAAACACUAGACAAAGUAGGGACUACUUUGUCGUAUGUAUUUAUCUUACGCUGGACCUUCUUUGGGCUUAAGUCUGCUCUCUUUCCUGUGGACAGUUCCCCCCUCCCAAAGUACUCACCUCUCCUCCAUUUUCCCCUCUUUCCUUCCCCUCUUUCCUUCCCUCCUCGCCUACAUUUGCGUCCUACCACAUUGCAACCCAUCAAAUCAUUCUGACAGAGAAGCAUUGAGUCUAGUACUUCCCUAUCAGAAUUAGUAAAUGCAACACCACACAUGCACAUAUGAGCGUGAGAUGAGCUUGGUGACCUCUCAUUUCACCACUGAUGCCAGUUCUGAGGGAAAUAUAAUAAUGUAGGGAGGUGGGAAGAAAAAAUGGGCUGGGGAUAAUGAUUGGGCGGUGGGCUGCAUGGCGGGAGGAGGAAAUUAAUGCACAUUCAUGCGAGAUAAAGAAAUUGUCAUCUCAGUGCUGUAUACAUAAACCUGCUCGAUUGGCUUUACUGAAAGGAAUUCCUGAGAAUGCUAGCUCUAGCACAGAAUUACUUUGUAUAUGCGCAUGAGGGAUCAUAGAGCAAUGUUGGAAUCCCUGUACAGAGAACUGCUGAAGGGGUAAGGUGUGUGUUUCCUUCUUUCUUCUGCACUUCCAUAGCAUUUAAUUGGACGAGGAAAGUUCAUUGACAGUGACUAUUUGAAUAUAAAUAUGCAGUAAAAUCUACAGUCUGCUUAGUAGAGAGCUCUUGUGUACCUAGACUAGCACCUAGUAUAUUUAAGACAAUAAAUUCUUAAAUCUGGCUUAUGUCCAUGUAUCCAUUCUCCAUCAUGGAAAAGACAGGAGUAUGCUCAUCUUCAGGUAAAUAAAGAAUCUAUUCAUUGGUCAUUUCACUAGACAAAUAUAUAGGUAAGAAUUUGGUUCCUGAAACUGACCUGGUAAAGUUAGAACUAACUUUGUGUUUUGUCUAGUCUGUAAUAAUGUAGAGAAAAUUAAAGUAUCUGUGUUUAAUUUGAUCAUAAUGUUUACCAGGAAGACAGAUUCAAACUUGUAUUUUUUUUAAUUUUAUUUUUUUACUUUUUACAUUUAGACCAGUAUUUUCCAAACCAGUACUUAUGACUCUUCAACAGUCCAUGUUUUGUCAGUAUCUCCAUUGGAUUUGAAAUGGGAAAAUACAUAAAUCCUGGACUGUUGCUGGGCCAUGAGAGCUGGUUUGGGAAUCGCUGCCUUAGACCGACCAUGCAUAAACUGACUGCUGUGAUUUGUAAUCCAUAAUCCUCUCAGAAAUCAGUUCUUGGAAUGUUAGUUGGACUUCUUGAGCCAGACUGAGAUUCAGUGUGAGCGUAUAUAUACCACUCUGUUUGACAUUGGUGUAACUGGAACUUUUAAACUUGUAUGCUACUGUAGAUUUGCAUGUAUUUGUCUAAUAGAAUAAAGAAUAAAAAACAAUCUAUUUCAUGCUAUAAAGAUGAUUUCAGGUGCAUAUUUUGAUUUUAAUCAAUUUAUUAAUUAACAAUAUAAAAGCAUCAAGGAAGUAUCUGGAUUUCUACAUUCAUGUAUUAGGAGUAAAAUAAUUCACCUCUUUAAGGCUACAAACUUGAGUAAACCUUUUCUAUCCAGUUAAGAUUACUCAUUGAUGCCUCUGUUUGCCUAGCAGUAUAUUGUCGAUAGGUAUAUUCACGUUUCAGUGUGAGCCAAACAUUCCUGAGCCAACUGGGAAGCUCUCACUUUACUCUGCUCUCACUUUGAUCUUAUGUGGUUUUUCGGAAAACCAGUGAGUUUAUCCCACCUAACGGCCCUGAAAUGAUUUUGAUGAUCCGCCAGAGUUGAUUUCGGAUCGUUUCGAUUUUGAGGUUUAUAUGCUACCAGUGUUGCCUUGGUCUGACUAGAACCAGAAAAACAGGCACUUUACUAGUAAGUAUCGUUCAUGUGUCUGUUGCCAAAAUGCAGUUGCUGCAACCUGUCUCAGAAUUUACCAUUAGUCUAGACUCUAGAAAUUACAAACUCGCAGGUUAGAAUAUCUCAGUUAGGACUCUGAGAAAUGGUGACACGCACUUGUUGCUGUAUUAAGUGUACGAGGACAGAGGGUUUAAACCCUUCAGUGCCAAAAGGAGUACAGCCAAGUAUUUCUGGAUGCUGUCCCACUCAUAGUGGGAUAAGUGUUUUGCAUUGUAAAAGUUGACUUGACUUAUAUGGAGUCUUGCAUUGUUUUCUGCUGUCUUAAUGUACUUUUGUUUUAAAAUUAAAUAUUUUACUGUAUAUCCAGCCAUGUUUAACUCCUUAAGGGCACCGCUGCAGUUUUCUUGUUUUGUACUUAAGGACACAAACAAAUUUCGGAUUUUGUGUGUGUGUGUGUCAACAAUUACCAUAUUUAAUUUAUUUAAGUUUUGCACCUACACAUGUAAUAUACAGGUUUUCUUUUUGUAUUUUCAACUACAGGGGCUCUAAUUUGUGACCUAUAUAAAUUCUCAUUUAUUCUAAACUUGAAAAACAUUUUUUAAACAAUAAUAGUGUUUACUCUGAACACAAACACCCCGGUAAACUCUGAAAACCGUGAAACACAUAAAACUCCACUGACUGCUUUUAGUAGUACUACGUUUGUGAGUGCAAUACAGUGGGACUCAAUCGAGUUCCAAUGUGUUCGAGAACCAAAUCAACAUUUCCCAUGAGGAUUAAUGUAAAAUUGAAUAAUCCCUUCAAGACACCCAAAAUUACAGCAUUUUACAUUUAUAUGUGUGCAUUAAAAAUAAUUCUCAAAUUACCAUGUCGCCAGUGUAUUAAUUAGUCUGGCUGUAUGGUGAAAGUAAUGUUUUUAAAUAUUUUUUAUAUUCCAAAAUUAAGAGCCCUGACCUAAUGCAUUAAGGGAUGGAUAUUUUGUGCAUGAUUAUCUUUCAGAAUUGCACCAUAGUACACUUUUGUGGGUGGACUAUAGUCUAUCAUGUUUGCACCCCAUACAUAAGUUACCGUGUCUUAUGAAUGUUGCCAAUACUUUUUCCACACAAAAGCAGGCAGUUGUUUAUUAGAAUCCAAAUGUAAGUCCAUAAAUAUUGCCUUAAUACGUCACAGCUGAAAUAUGCAUAGCAGUAGGAUCACUUUUCUUCAAUUUAGUUGGAUGUUUUUAACUCCCUACCGUACUCCAGACCUGUGACGCUAGAGGUGGGACUUGCAAAUGCACACUUUUCUGACUUGUAAAAGAGACAUGGCUCUUUGUUGUAUGUUCGGGUACCAAAGAUUGUUUACCUACCGAGACAUUAUUUUACUCAAAAUUUUCGUUAGACUUCCGAAUUGUUCAAAAACGGGACCGUUUGAGUUCCGAGGCGCCACUGUAUUAUAUCCUAAUUUUAUUGGUGGUGUUGGUUUUCCACUGUUAUGUAUUUAUGUCUUUUAUGUGAUUUUUAAGUGAUUUAACAUGUGUAUGUGGAUUCUGGAACAACUGAUGGGAAAGAGUAAAAAGGUGUAUUGUAUUAUAAUCUCAUUCAAAUUCCACAUCUAUCUCUAUCUACACCAUUGUUUGCUUUUUUGGUUUUAUUAAAAAACAAAAACAAAAAAAAAGAGGGCAUCAUAAGAGUUUAUUCAAACUACCUCACAAAGGCCUGAUGUGUGAAAGUAGACACAUCAGAGUAUCUCAAAUGGUGUAUAUUGUUCAUUAAAGCAGAAAUGUCACUGUCUGGGGACUUUGCAUAAUUUGCGAAGACCCCCAAUGGUGACAUUGCUUGGGGGGCAGGGGGUAGGGGGCUGCAGGAUCCUCCUUAGACGGUCAAUUCCUUGCAGCCAUCACUGGUGACAGCUGGGGAAUUGGGGGAUUGACAUUUCUUGACUGCGGUAGAUCCGCCCAGUGUCAAGAAGUAGGAACAAUACUGAGAGAAAGUAGUCUAUACCUUGUCUCAGUUUCUUUUGACUGGGGUAGAAUUUCAGUGACAACAUCCAUAUCAGUAUUGUAUAAAAUCCUGCCAUUUUUCCACAAGUUUGUGGUAAAAACCUUUUAUUCCAUACAUGUAUAAUUUUGCUAGGUAUUUUGUAAAUCUGAUGUGUGCCACUGUGAUAAACCCCCCAUAUUAUGCUCAGCCAACUCUCCGGAGUAAAACAAAACCUCCAAUGUGUGCCUUUGCAUUUGUCUUGUGACUUUACAGAGCCAUAUAAGAGACCUGAUUAUUUCAGUUUUUACCGUUUAGAAUUUUGAUGAAUUAGAUGGGCCCAUCAUUUUGGGGCCUUGUAGCAGUUUGACCAUUCAGAUUACCACAUAAAUGCAUACGAUUUGCAAAAGUAGACACUAUGUAGUAUGUCAGAUGGUAUAUUUACUGUACAGCCAUUUUUGUAACAAUUUAUUUAAAAGCUCAUGGUAUUCUUUUAUUUUCAUGGUUUUUGUUUUGUUUUUACAUAAGUCACAUUGCAAUUUAGCAGUGUAUUUUUUAAACCUGAUAUGUACUACUUAAUAAAUAUCGAAUUGUGCUCAGUUAUAUCUUCUACAAAAAAGACCCCCUUUACAUAUUGUUCUCAAGUUUUUGUGAAAAUACAAGGCUCAAUAAACAGCCCUGUGCAGUUUAAAAAAAUAAUAUAGACAAAUUUACUGGUCUAUGGUGCAUCCUGGGGCAUUUUAGUAGCUUACACAUUUAAAAUACUCCACAAAUGUAUACCAUUUGCAAAUCAAAGUUAGUGGGUAUUAUUUUUUUUUUCCACCUUCAUUGUAGUUUUACUGCUUAUUUUAAAGUUAAACGACGGUAAAAAAAACUACGGUGAAAUUGCUACUGGUGGUCCCCGAUGGUUCAAAGCCUUUUAGAAGAAAACUCAGGUGUGCCUGGCUAUUUUUCCCCCCCAUAAACUGUACUUGGCAACCUCUCUCGAGUACAGGGAUACCCCCUAUGAUUACAUUAUUAAAGAUUUUAUCUUUAUGAUAUACUCAAUGAUUUUUGGCAGAGGGAUGACAGCCGCUUUGACACAAGUUCUAGGUUAUUUUCAACAAUUUAUUCAAAGGAGUAAUUUCUAUUAAAAAUACAAUAUACCGAGGGGCGGAGCCUGGCAGCAGACCUAGACGGACGCACACUAGAUGGGCUCUGCAUCCAUUCUAACAAAAACACAGAUUUCCAGAGUGUAGCAAUUAUACCCCACAGAUCUACAGGGAACAUGGGACGGAAAACAAAAGCCGGACAAGCCCAAAUCAUGGGUCGAUAUCAGCGAUCUGUUCCGCCAGGCACAUGGGCCUGAAAUGGCCACGGUCUAGCAGAAUACACAGACUCCUCGGAAGACCUUAACCUGGAUCAUAGGCGUGCGCAGCCUAUUGCAUUAGGGUGUGCACCCUGAAGCACAAACACACGCUGUGUGUGUGUGUAUAUGUGACGGAACGCUGGCACUCUGACAGAGUACCUCCGCCAAUUGUUGCUCCUAGUGCUUGCCGAGGACUCCCCAGAGUGUAGUUAUCCCAUCGCCCCAAGCAUGAGCCAAAGCUUCAAGAAAGGGUCAAGCAGGUCUGUCUAAUGAGCACCAAAGGACUUUCUUAUACAAGUUUUCCCACCAGGUUACCACCCACGUGGACCUGGUGAUACACAGGACAUGCAGUUACAAUAGCCAGUCAGAACAGUACAGUCAGACACUCCCAGCCAAGGCACACAAACCCUCCCCUAUGCCUGUGAUAUAAUUACUGAACACAAUUGGUUAACUUAAUUAACACAGGCAGGAAAAUAUACAGUUUUAUACAAUAUUCAUAACUUCCUAACCAUACAUGCAAUUUAAAAGUUACAUAUUCUGAACCAGCAUAAUCAGUAUACAAACAUAUUCAAAAAUCAUACAUAUAUAUAUGUGUGUGUAUGUAUAUGUGUGUGUACAUAAAAUAUAUAUAUACACACACAAAUACACUCUUGCUUACAUACAUACAUACACACACACACACACACACAGACCCACACUCAUAUAAAUAUCAAUAUACACAAACAUUUAGCUACACAGGCAAAAUAGCAUUUUGCUGCCCCCCCAAAAACCCACAGGGGUUGAGAAAUCCUUAUUCCUGUUGGAAAGGGGCUCUAGAAGGGGGGCAGGGGCUGUGGUGGGGGAUAGGGUCUGUACAAGGGGGGACAAGAUCUGUUGGGGGCAGGGGCUGUAGAGGGAUACACAAAGGGGUUGUAGAUGGGGGACGCAGGAACUGUAGAGGGACACACACACACACAGGGGCUCUAAAGGGACACACACACACACACACACACACACACACACAGGGGCUCUAAAGGGACACACACACAGGGGCUCUAAAGGGACACACACACAGGGGCUCUAAAGGGACACACACACAGGGGCUCUAAAGGGACACACACACAGGGGCUCUAAAGGGACACACACACACAGGGGCUCUAAAGGGACACACACACACAGGGGCUCUAAAGGGACACACACACACAGGGGCUCUAAAGGGACACACACAGAGGGGCUCUAAAGGUUACACACAGGGGGCUCUAAAGGGACACACACACACACACACACCAGGGGGCUCUAAGGGACACACACACACACACACACACACAGGGGCUCUAAAGGGACACACACACACACACAGGGGCUCUAAAGGGACACACACACACACACAGGGGCUCUAAAGGGACACACACACACAGGGGCUGUAGAGGGGGACACACACACACAGGGGCUGUAGAGGGGCACACACACACAGGGGCUGUAGAGGGGGACACACACACACAGGGGCUGUAGAGGGGGACACACACACACAGGGGCUGUAGAGGGGACACACACACACAGGGAGCUGUAGAGGGGACAGGGGCUGUAGAGGGGACACACACACACACACACAGGGAGCUGUAGAGGGGACACACACAGGGGCUGCUAGGGGACACACACACACACAGGGGCUGUAGAGGGGGACACACACACACAGAGGGAGGCUGUAGAGGGGGACACACACACACAGGGGCUGUAAAGGGAGGGACACACACACACACAGGGGCUGUAGAGGGACACACACACAGGGGCUGUAGAGGGGGACACACACACGGGGGCUGUAGAGGGACACACACACACGGGGGCUGUAGAGGGGGAAAUAGGAUAUGUACAAGGAGGACAAGGUCUUUUGGGGGCAGGGGCUGUAGAGGGGGACACACAGGAACUGUAUAGGGGCACACACACACACACAUGGGCUGUGGGGGCACAAGGCUGUAAAGGGGCACAGGUGCUAUAGAAGGGGUGGGCAGGGGCUGUAGAAGGGAGGGCACAAGGGCUAUAGACUGGGUGGGUAGGGGCUCUAUAUAGGGGCGCAGGGGCUAAAAAAGGGGUUGACGGGGGCUAUAGAAAGGGGAACAUGGGCUGGGGGAGGAGGGGCCAAGGGCUGGCAAAAAAAAAAGGAGGGGCCGGCUGACUUCACUGGCUGCUCUGUUCUGGCUGGCUGCAGGGAGACAGCAGGUAAUGUGAAAAAUCUGAUCAGAUUUUUGCACCAGCAUUGCAGUACAGCACGGGUGAUUAGGAUGUACCCAGGCACACCCCGUGCGCACGCUUAUGGCCUGGUUGAUAUGGUAUGUGGUAUGUUUGGCCCGUUAUCACAGCCAACCACUAAAAAGGGGAAACCCAACCCUGUCACCACAGAGACUUUGAAGAACUAACAAUCCAAGCUGAUGUAGCCCAUCUCCGCACGGACCUGACCAGCCUUGUAGGCCGCAUCGGAGUGGUAGAGGCCUCCUAAGACAAACCGGCCCAAGCCAUAGCGGAACUCCAAGCAAAUCUGCAGGAGCUCAAAAAGCACCAAGUGACCGUGGACCACCGCUUCACGGCUCUCGAGGAACUCAGACGCCGCAAUAACGUGAAAAUCCGAGGUAUUCCUGAAGAUAUCCCAGCAGAGGAACUGAAACAAGCCAGGAAUAGGAAAAUUGAAGUGGUCUUCCGGGUCCCCAAACCCCAGAGAGCUCCAGCAUCAGCUUCAAGGGAGAUAGUGGUGAGAUUCCGCACUUACGUGGAUAAGGCAGCGGUCCUUGCUGCCCUCAAAGGGAAAACACCUUAUAUAUUCGAACAGAUCACCCUUAUCUUUUACGCAGACCUCUCUGGGAAUACCCUGCAAUGGAGAUGGUCACUUUCACAGCGCUUUUGAGGAAGAGCGACAUAGAAUAUAAAUGGCGCUCAUCAAGGGCACUGCAAAUCCAGCAUAACAACUUGACCUACACAGUUAGAUAUGCAGGGACCUGAGGUGCCUCUGUCACCACUUGGCCUGCCAGAGAGCUCCCUAACUUUUUUUCGGGCUCCCAGGAAAAACAGCUCACCGCUGGGACCCAGCGAGGAUUACACAGUUUGUGCCACAGGGAAGAAUGCCAGAUGCGGCAGCCACAACAUGAAUCACGGGACUCUCAACCCCACUGUCUCCUCUACCGUCCUAAGGGCAUACGCUUGUUGCAGUUCAAAGUUACUUAUGUUUAUUUUUGGAAUUCUACUUUCUACUUUUAUUUCUUCAACGCAAUCUAGACACAUCUGUGCAUUAAAUGCCUCAUACUCUGAGACUCUAUACCCAACACCAAUUGCCUCAGUCAAUGAGCUUACAUAUUUGGUUCAAAGUUGUUUUUUAGGCUAUGUUUUUUUUUUUUUUCUUUCAUGAUCUGCACCAACACAGACUAGACACCACCCACAACCAUAUAAAGCCCUACUGACACACAAGGGACCUCCACCCCCCAACUCCUAGACUAGGCUUGACAUACCCCCUGACAAUACGAGAUCCUGCAGGGGUAUCAACGUAUACUUAGGCAUAGAGCUGAGACUAUACCGGGCUACCUAUGCAGCCUUGACACUGGCAUGUGGUUCAUACUGCUCAUAAGUUGCACACACAACAUCAUAAGAGGGGUCCAAGCUAUUACCAAUCUUUCGCAAGUUUUCUCUAUUUCCGCCUACAGGCUGAAGGUAAUUCACAGGUUAAGCACAAAUGCAUGACCAACCUCCUUUGGACCUGAAACAGACUAUGACCACUUGACAUAGACAACAAUGAUCUUACAAUAAACCCCUUCUCCCCCCACUCCUCCCCAAGCAAUGUCCACUCAUGACAGACUGCAUUGUAACAUGUACACGAAGAUGUUUGUAAUGAAUAACAUGUCUACGUUGUUCUUGUUUCUGCUAGCCCACUCGUGCUUGUAAACCAGGUUAAAAAUAAAGAAUAAAAAAAAUACAAUCUACCUUGAAAUGUAGACAUUUCACACUGCACUGUUUACCUAUAUUUUGCAACGAAGUGCCUCCUUCUUGGCCCAAGAAUUUGUGCUGCCUGGGUCCAAGGAUGAAAUGCCGCCCCGCCCGCACCAAAAGCACAACUUCUAUUAUGCUAUGCAGUGUGUGUAAUGAAUGCAAAGUCUGUUUGUGUAGUGGAUACUGUUUGUAUUGUGUUUGUGUGUAGUGAAUGCAGUGUAUGUGUCAUGGAUGCUGUCUGUUUUUGUGUCAUGGUUCUAGUGUGUAUUGUAUGUAGUGUGUGAACUAUAUUGUCUGUGUGUGUGGAUGCAGAGUCUGUGUAGUGCAUUCAUAUUUGUGUGGUGGAUGCAGGGUGUCUAGUGGAUGCAGUGUCAUGUGUAGUGAAUGCAGUUUCUGUAUAUAGUAGUGCAUGUAGUGUUGGAGAAGUGCUGGGGGGUGGGGCUGAGCAGUUUAAAUUACCUGAGUGCUGGAAGGUGAGGACAGUUUAGGAAGGUGACAGUAUAGGGGGGCAGUGUUUAGGAAUGUGACAGUAUGGGAGGGCAGUGUAUAGAAAGGCCGUGUGGGGAAGCAGGGUUUGGAGGGACAGGCUGAGGGGUUGGAGGCUGUGGGAGUCCAGGGGAGCAAGCUGUGGGGGGCAGUCUGUGAAGGACGUGGGGGUUGCAGGGUGUAAGGUGUAAGGGGGCAGGCUGUAAGGAGUGGGGCAGGGUGUGGAGGUGCAGGUUGUGGGGGAACAUGGUGUGGGUGUGCAGCUGGCAGGCUGUAAGGGAUGGGGCAGGCUUUAGGCUGGCAGGCUGUAAGGGAUGGGGCAGGAUUUGGUGCAGGGUUUGUGGGGGGGCAGGCUCUGGUGGGGGGUUGCAGGCUGUGUUGUGGGGUGGGUAGGUUGUGGGCGGAGGGGGGCACAGACUGUGUGUGGUGGGGAGAAUGUGAUCCACUUGAGAAAGCCCUGAGGGGAGAAACGCGUUGUGGUAUUUUAAUUGCUGUAUUUUAUUAAAGGUAUUUUGGCCACUUUCAACUUGUGAGUCAGCCAUUUUACUCUUUUAUUUAUUUUUACCUGGCACCAGAGUUUUUAUUGUUCCAGUGAGAAUUUUACUCCAAAGAAUCCUUGGUGGGGAUUAUACCACUCAAGCUUUAUCCAUUGAGCAGUGUGCCUGCUCAAUAAAAUGUGAGUAACCACUUGGUAUUUUAUUUUUAUACAAUGAGCACUAUUAUUGUUUCUUUUAUAUUUCAUAUGGUCCUCAUACCAACAAGAUAUCCAUCUACUACAAAACUUCACAUAUCCCAUAAGUGGGGAAUGUACCUCUGUAUGCCAUCCACACUAGAGCUAGUCUUAUAGCUCUGGAAAAAGUGAGUAGGACCAUAUAGACCUCUAAAAAUAGUACUUAGUACCUGUUGGGAAAUACUGCACCAUUAUUUGCGGUCUCUUUAUCUUUUCGGAUUUCAGAAAUAUCCCAUGCCCAUACCUUAUUGAGGAAUACUUCCCCUAACAAGAUUGUGACUGAUUUCUUAUACAAGGUUUUAUUUGGACUUUUUGCUGUAUUUAUCAGGCAUAGACUCUUUUGGACUUACUUUUUGGACUCUUGAUUAUUAUUCAUUAACCUAUUUCGAACUCUUUUUGGAUUUUUAUCUUAUAUAAUUGUAUAUGUGCUUGUGUAGUUUAUAAUCAGGUUUCUUUUCCACCUAUGGCGCUGCUUCCCCCUUCACCUUUUUUUGUUUUGUCUACUCUACAGGGCCUGUGAGGGAGCCUUAUUUUUGAGGUAUGCUGCCUUAUAUGUAUAUCUGUAAGAUCUAGUAUAUUAGUGGUGAUCCUUUGUACAUAUUUUGUAAGUCAGAUGCUCAGGGCAAUUUCUGCCUUUUGAGGUCGGCUGCAUUGAGCCAACAAAACCAGGUAGUAACAGGACCUGUUGACAGCUUGAAAGCCAAGGGUGUGUAACCAGGUUAAUUUAUUAUAAAAAUGUCAGUUUCUAUUGAAAUCUGCACUUUCUGCAAAAUAAAAAAAAAGGACACACUUCACACGUAAAGCUUUUCAUCAAGCUUAAGUUGUUUAGUGGUUUGAAGUGAGCCUUUAAAUAUUUUCUUAUUAAUGCAUUCAUUUAGUGUAAAUACAAUCAUAGUGCUGACUACAUUGACUAAAUGGCAUCAUAGCAAAACAAAACUUUAGAAAAUAACUGUUUUCACUGGUUCUCACACUUCUGACACGACAAUGCUAUUUUUAAGUGAUGAUAAUUGUGUUCCUCAUUUCCACUUUAGCUGAGAAUGUACUCCAGCCUUUGUGAAAUAAGGGAAAUCUUGAAAUGUGAAAAAAUGACAGUGGAUCUAUCACCUGCAAAUUUCUUACAUUUUUCUUUUUUUCAUUCUAUUAUUGGUGUUUUUGUCCUAACACCGUAUACAAUCCAUCUAAUAAGUUAUGCUGACUCGUACCAACAUUUCAAAUGGACAAAGAAAAGUAUUUUAAUUUUAGGGGUAUGAGUGGGGGUGUGACCAGGGUCUAGGCUGUUCUGAGAAACUUUAGGUGACUGAUAAUAGCAGUGGGUUGUUUUUUGCAACUAAAAUGUAAUUCAGAAGAAGAAGAAUGCAUCUUCUUUAUUCAGACUGGUUACUAAAUACAUUUUAUUGCAGUUUAACGACUCAUUACUGUAAAUACUAUUUCUGUGGGGCUCUUUUCUACACUCAGGUAGACUGGCAUAUUGCGCAUGUGCACUGACUUAAGAUGAAUACCGGCCCAGAUGACAGGACAUUGUUCCUGAUUUUCUGACAGGCAUGCUGCUUUACAAAUGUCGCCAUGUAUGAUCAUGACGUUCAUCUUUCUGGUUGAGCUCUAAAGCCUGAUACUGGAAAUACGUGUAGAACUGGAAUCACAUUUGGAACUUCAUUGGCCAUAAUUGGAGGGGCUUGUAAGGUGGAACUUUGAACACUGAGAAUUAAAAAAAAAAAAAAAUUCUACCCUUAAUACCCUAAGGAAGUUCAGGGCAAAACAGAUUGGGAUUUCAGAGCAUUCUGAAGCCUUAUUCUCUGGCUUGGUAUCUGAUAUUAACCCUGGACAUGGUCGUUCCCCCUAUUGCAAGGGAUCUGGACCCAAAACAAGCAGGUGGAUUGACAAUUGUGUCCAUUGCUGGGGCCAUCUGUCUUUCAUAUUGGAGGUCUUUUGACCUAUCUAUGUGCCCUUGUGGCCACUUUCAGUGGUGUCAUUGGGGUAAUCACUAUCAUUGUGUCUGAUUUUGUACUUGAUUUUACACUUGUGGCUUCUCAGUUUUGGCUUUAUUUUUGUUAAAUAAAUCAUGACACGGUGUAAUAUCCAUGUUUUGUUGUUCAUUUGCGGUUGUAUUUACCUAAUUAUAAGACCUUCUAAGCAACAGAUGACUGUUAUGUCCUGAUAAGUAAAACCAUAGAAUUCAAAGAGGAUGGACUUUAUUUUUCGUGUGUGUAUGUAUAUAUAUGUAUGUAUGUAUAUUUUUUGUGUGUGUGUGUAUAUAUUUAUUUAUUUCUGUGGUGAGUGGGAGUAGUGACCAUGUCAUACCACAAUUAAAAACUGUUUUAUUAAACACUGUUUGAGUAACCAUUUAAGUGUAAAUUGUGAGGAAUGCAAACUGAAUUAAAUUAUUUAGGCCACAACAGCUGAGCUGAAUUUUACUAUAUCCUUUUUACUAUUAUGGCCUCAAAUGUGAAUACUGAAAUAUGUUGCUUGCAUUCUAUUAAUUGUUUUGUUGCAGUGUGGCUUCAUAAGAUUAAAUCCCUGUGUAUUCAUUCCCUGAUUAUCUCUGCACUUCACUUCAAACCAUCUUGACUAGAAUACUUGUUUACAGCAUUGUACGGCAACAUUACAGUCAGGCAUUUCUCAUUGGGACACUGAGCAAUUCAAGAGAAAUAGUAAAGAACCAUUAUGUGAAUAUAGUUUUACUGAUUAGUGUUCAUGAGGGAGAAAAAUAUGCAGCUUCUAUGACCAUCCCUAGGGCAAACCUAAGGUUAGUUUUAUGAUCAUGAGUCAUGAAGCAGUUACAGGAUUGUGAUAUGUUUGUUAGUCCAUCAGUGUAUUAAAUGCCCCUACCUAUAUAUUUUCCUUUCUAUUUCAAAAUCUUGGGAAUACUUUAUUAGAUAAUCUAGGUCAGUGGUUUACAACCUUUUUUUUUUUUUUUUUUUUUCACUUGAGUACCCCUUGGCAGACCAUUUUCAUAAAUUGUACCCCACAUAUUGGCAAAAUGUUUGUAAUUAAUAUAGUUGCAUUUAUUUCAAAUGUAUAUGUUUUUAUAUGUCCCUUUUUCACUGCCCUAGGCUCCCCCUGCUACUCCUCUGCCCCAGACACACACACUAACACACGUGCAGAUACACAGACACACACACACACUGACACACAUGCAGAUACGAAGACACAUAGAUACAUACACUGACACACUUAAGAAGGUUACAUACCCUUACCCGCGAACACACAAAAACGCAUACAGGUCUGUUUUUUGGCUGGCUGGGUCUGGUGGGAGUUAGGGGCCUGCUGCUCUUCCGGCCUGCCUCGUCCUCUCCCGCGCGGCUUGCUCAGUGUGUGAUCUGUGAGGAAGUAGUUAUGAGCUGUUCCUCCCAGCUCUGGCUGCACUAACACAGGGGUCAUGUCAUGCUAUUAAAGCGCCGCAUCGCGUAACUGGGUCCCUGAAGGCACAUGUGUAUCGGGUGACCCUAAGUGCAUGGGCCACCUGAUAGACUCAGAAAAAAAGAGAGUGAGCGCUAAUUAACAGAUGGGGGAUCAAGGGAGAUCCCACAAACCCUUCGGAAACAAAGAUAGUGAGAAAAAUAGAAGUAAGGGCUGCACCAAUUCUUAUAACAAAAUAUAAUGAGCAGUGAAAAUCACAACAUAAAAUAAGUAAAAAUCACAACACACACAGUAAACAAUUCAAAUAUCAGUAAAAAAAAAAAAAAAAAGUCCAAUAAAAAGGAUCUUACUCAGAUCAAAUAUAGAAUAAAGUGCUCAAAGGGGAGUAAUAUCCUCAGUGUCUUUUUGAUGAAUCCACUCAUAUGAAAGACAAUAACCAAUAGUGCAAUAUGAACGUUCCAAUAUGUAUAUAUGUGGAAUAAACUCACAUUUAGUAGAGCUAUAGCUAGCUCUAGUGUGAAGGGCAUACAGCGAUAUAUUCCCCGCUUAUGAGAUAUGUUGUGGGGUUCUUGCGUCUGGUGUAUGAUCCGCACUCAGGAAAGAGGGUAAAAAGAGACAACUAAUAGUGCUCUCUGAAUAAAAACAACAGUAUAUAUAACAAUUAAAAUAGUACUCACAAGCAAAGAAGAGGCUAACUGUUCCUUGGUAACACUGCUGGUGGUUAGUGAUGUCGCGAACAUAAAAUUUUCGGUUCGCGAACAACGAAUGCGAACUUCCGCAAAUGUUCGCGAACCGCCAUAGACUUAAAUAGGCAGGCGAAUUUUAAAACCCACAGGGACUCUUUCUGGCCACAAUAGUGAUGGAAAAGUUGUUUCAAGGGGACUAACACCUGGACUGUGGCAUGCCGGAGGGGGAUCCAUGGCAAAACUCCCAUGGAAAAUUACAUAGUUGAUGCAGAGUCUGGUUUUAAUCCAUAAAGGGCAUAAAUCACCUAACAUUCCUAAAUUGUUUGGAAUAGCGUGCUUUAAAACAUCAGGUAUGAUGUUGUAUCGAUCAGGUAGUGUAAGGGUUACGCCCGCUUCACAGUGACAGACCAAACUCCCCGUUUAACGCACCGCAAACAACCGCAAACAGUCCAUUUGCACAACCGCAAACUCCCCAUUUGCACAAGGUUGGAUACCAAGCUAGCCAUGUCCCGUUCCUUGUCCUCACUGAUGUCAUUGAAGGUCUCUUCCUCCACCCAGCCACGUACAACACCAAGGGUCCCCAAAAGGUGACAACAAGCCCCCUGGGACGCCUGCUGUGUUUGGUCUUCCACCUCCUCAAAGCCACCUUCCUCCUCUGACUCCUCUUCUUCAGACUCCUCUCUCUGCGUUGCCUCUCUGCAUUAUUAUAAGGUGUUUUAAGUAGUACUAUUCCUAUCAGUUUAAUCCCUGUUACGUCCCCUAUCAGGGGACGUGUAUAUGGCAUCGAUUUUAGCAACCGGGAGAUGGAAAAAGAUGCUUGGUCGGUCCUCUUUCUUCAAAUUUGGGGCACUGCGCGUGCAAUCUAAUGUGUCACCAGAUAGGAGUGGUGUGUUAAGUAGUACUAUUCUUAUCAGUUUAAUCCCAAUGUCACGACUACUAGUGUGGUCCAGCACGCAGAAACUAUGUAAACAUAUACAUAGGCAAGAAAAGGAAAAUAAAAGGACAGCGCGUAAACCGGACCUUAGAAUGGCCGGACUAAUACGCUAGAGACAGAGGAAAAUGGGAAAGCCGAAGUCAAGGAAGCCAGAAAAUACACAAUACCGUUUACACAAGCCAAGUCAGGGGAACCAGAAUUCAGAAUAACCAGGGAAAAACCAAGAUCAGGAUACCAGGAAAUCAGAUUCACAAUGAUAAAGCACUCUCAGGAAACCAGGAACAGGAAACCACGACAGGGCAAGGUACUGGGGUGAGCUAGGGAUUUAAAUAUCACUGUCAGUCCCUUCGGGAUCCAUCCCUCAUUUAUCUUAAUAAAGGUGAGGUAAUCUAGACUUUUUUGACCUAGGUAACUUCUCUUCUCAGUGACAAUACCUCCUGCUGCACUGAAGGUCCUUUCUGAUAGGACACUUGAAGCGGGGCAGGCCAGAAGUUCUAUCGCAAAUUGGGAUAGCUCAGGCCACAGGUCAAGCCUGCACACCCAGUAGUCAAGGGGUUCAUCGCUCCUCAGAGUGUCGAUAUCUGCAGUUAAGGCAAGGUAGUCUAGUACCUAUCGGUCGAGUCGUUCUCUGAGGGUGGACCCCUAAGGGCUGUGGCGAUGCGUAGGACUUAAAAAGCUCCGCAUGUCCUCCAUCAACAACAUGUCUGUAAAGCGUCCUGUCCUUGCCGGCGUGGUCGUGGGAGGAGGAGGAUUACUUUCACCUCUUCCCCUGUUAGAUUCCCGUUGUGCUGUGACAUCACCCUUAUACGCUGUGUAAAGCAUACUUUUAAUUGAUUUUGGAACUGCUGCAUCCUUUCCGACUUUCCGUAAUUCGGUAACAUUUCAGGCACUUUCUGCUUAUACCGGGGGUCUAGUAGCGUGGACACCCAGUACAGGUCGUUCUCCUUCAGCCUUUUUAUACGAGGGUCCCUCAACAGGCAUGACCGCAUGAAAGACCCCAUUUGCACAAGGUUGGAUGCCGAGCUACUCAUGUCCUGUUCCUUGUCCUCAGUGAUCUCACUGAAGGUAUGUUCUUCCCCCCAGCCACGUACAACACCACGGGUACCAGAUAGGUGACAACGAGCACCCUGGGAUGCCUGUUGUGGUUGGUCUUCCUCCUCCUCCUCAAAGCCACAUUCCUCCUCUUCCUCACAAUCCUCUUCCAGCGUUGCAGCAGGUCCAGCAAGCGAUGCUGAUAAGGCUGUUUCUGGUGGUGAUGGUGACCACAACUCUUCCUCUUCACGCUCAUCUACGGCCUGAUCCAGCACUCUUCGCAGGGCACGCUCCAGGAAGAAAACAAAUGGUCUGAUGGUGCCUUGGUGCGACUGACUAGGUUUGUCACCUCCUCAAAAGGACGCAUGAGCCUAUAGGCAUUGCGCAUGAGCGUCCAGUAACGUGGCAAAAGAAUUCCCAGCUCCGCAGAGGCUGUCCUAGCACCCCGGUCAUACAAAUACUCGUUAACAGCUUUUUCUUGUUGGAGCAGGCGGUCGAACAUUAGGAGUGUUGAAUUCCAACGUGUCGGGCUGUCGCAAAUCAAGCGCCUCACUGGCAUGUUUUUUCGCCACUGGAUAUCUGAAAAGUGUGCCAUGGCCGUGUAGGAACGCCUGAAAUGGCCACACACCUUCCUGGCCUGCUUCAGGACGUCCUGUAAGCCUGGGUACUUAUGCACAAAGCGUUGUACGAUCAGAUUACACACAUGUGCCAUGCACGGCACAUGUGUAAACUUGCCCAAAUGCAAUGCUGCCAACAAAUUUCUUCCGUUGUCACAAACCACUUUGCCGAUCUCCAGUUGGUGCGUAGUCAGCCACUGAUCCACCUGUGCGUUCAGGGCGGACAGGAGUGCUGGUCCGGUGUGACUCUCUACUUUCAGGCAAGUCAACCCCAAGACGGUGUGACACUGCCGGAUGCGGGAUGUAGAAUAGUACCUGGGGAGCUGGGGGGGUGCCGUUGAUGUGGAGCAAGACGCAGCAGCAGAAGAGGACUCAGCCGAGGAGGUAUGGAAGAGGGUGGAGUAGGAGUAGAGGAGAUGGCAGCAGGCCUGCCUGCAAGUCGUGGCGGUGUCACCAACUCCUCUGCAGAGCCACGCAUUCCAUGCUUGGCAGCCGUCAGCAGGUCAGCAAAUUUUUUGAACGCCUCAGACUCCACCAGCUUGUAUGGUAAAAGCUGGCGGGCUAAGAUUUCAUUUAAGCCAGCUGUCAGACGCCGGGCAAGGGGAUGACUUUGUGACAUUGGCUUCUUACGCUCAAACAUGUCCUUGACAGACACCUGACUGUGGGCAGAUGAGCAGGAACUGCUCAAGGCGAGAGACGGAGGGGCGGAUGGUUGAGAGGGGGCAAGGAGGACAGCAGUGGUUAACGUGGCUGAAGAUGCUGGACCAGGAGGAGGAUGGCGGCUUUGAGUUUGUGUGCUGCUUGUACUCAUUUGUUGAUCCAAUAGGCGUUUGUGAUGUGUGAUCAUGUGCCUUCGCAAAGCAGUUGUACCUAGGUGGGUGUUGGACUUCCCACGACUCAGUUUCUUUUGGCACAGGUUGCAAAUGGCAUCGCUGUUGUCAGAGGCAGACACACAAAAAAAAUGCCACAUUGCUGAGCUCUGCAAUGACGGCAUUCUGGUGGUGGCAACAGCAUGCGUUGAUUGGCGUGCUGUCUCGCUGACCCCGGGUGCCGAUGCAUGCUGUCUGACUGUGCCACUAGCUCCUUGCGAUGACCUCCCCCUGCUUCCAACUCGUCUCCUCCUCCUCCUCUCUGUCUCCCCAUCUUCUUCUCUUCUAGCAGGCACCCAAGUGACAUCCACGGACACAUCGUCAUCAUCAACCGCUUCACUUGUAUCUGACAACUCAGCAAAGGAAGCAGCAGCGGGUACAACAUCAUCAUCAUCACACCGUACGUCCAUGUGUGUAAUGCUGCCUGACUGAGACAUAUCCCUGCUAUCUACAUCCUCUGGCAAUAAUGGUUGCGCAUCACUCAUUUCUUCCAACUGAUGUGUAAAUAACUCCUCUGACAUACCAAGUGAAGCUGCUGUGAUGCUAGUGUUGGUGGUGGCGGCAGGCGGGCGAGUGGUAACUUGAGAGGUGCCCGAAGCUAAGCUGGAGGAGGAUGGUGCGUCAAGGUUCCGAGCGGAAGCUGUAGAAGAUUGGGUGUCCUGUGUUAGCCAGUCAACUAUGUCCUUAGAACUUUUCGAGUUCAGGGUACGUGGCCUCUGAACACUGGGCAUUAUUCUAGGGCCAAAAGGAAUCACAGCACCACGACCACAAUGGCCACUGCGGGGUGGCCUGCCUCUGCCUGUCAUUUUUUUUGAUUACUGGUACUAUGCGUGCAAGCUACUGUGACAACAGAUAUGAGUGGCACUGUGCAGUGGCAGAAGUUGGCAGAAGUUGGCAGAGUAGAUGCUGUAGGCCUGACACACAGGCUUGCAGACAACUAACUGCUAUUCAAUCUAUUACAGUCAAAAUUGUAUUUUUUUUUUUAAAAUGUACACUACUGUUACACCAGAUAUGAGUUGCACGGGUGUGACACUGUGCCCUGGCAGGCCCUGAAACGCACACGUGUGAAGGAAACUGACUGCUAUUAUAUUACAGUCUAAGUUUUUUUUUUGUUAAAUGCAAGCUAUUGUGACACCGGAUAUGAGUGGUGGCACUGGGCAAGUGGGCACAGUAUAUGCUGUGAGCCUGACACACAGGCUGGCAGGCAGGCAACUGCAAUUACAUUACACAGAAAAAAAAAAAGCAGACUGAUGUUCUAGCCCUAAAAAGGGCUUUUUGGGGUGCUGUCCUUACAGCCGAGAACAGAUGAGUCCUUCAGGACUGUAGUGGACACUGAAUACACUAGCCUAGCUAUCAAUUUCCCUAUCAAAUCAGCAGCAGCUGCACUGUCCCUCCUCUCACUAAGAAUGCAGCCUCACAAUGAAUGUAAAAUGGAUGCUGUCCAGGAGGUGGGAGGGUCUACUGCUGAUUGGCUGGAAUGUGUCUGCUGACUGAGGUACAGGGUCAAAGUUUACUCAGUGAUGAUGAAUAGGGGGCGGACCGAACAGCGCAUAUGUUCGCCGUCCGUGGUGAACGUGAACAAGCGAUGUUCGCCGGGAACUAUUCGCCAGCGAACCGUUCGGGACAUCACUACUGGUGGUAUGAUCCCCACCUCGGAUUUCUUGGAGUGCAGGAUACUAAAAAAUGCUAGGUAAAAAUCAAGUGUAUAAAAAGAUAGUUGGCACCAGGUUAGUGACCAAAAAAUCUUUAUUACAAUACACAAUUAAAAAUCCAUAAACGUUUCGCCUCAGGGCUUUAUCAAAAUAGAAUAACACAUAAUACUUAAAGGUAGGCAGACAAUGUAAUAGAGCAGCAGGAAAUGCUAGCAGAAUGCUUGGUUGUAUAGGGAGAGGUACUAGCAGUAGAAAGAGAGAAGUGCUCAUGCCAUUGUACAGAACACUGGUGAGACCUCACUUGGAGUAUUGUACGCAGUACUGGAGACCGUAUCUUCAGAAAGAUAUUGAUACCUUAGAGAGAGUUCAGAGAAGGGCUACUAAACUGGUUCAUGGAUUGCAGGAUAAAACUUACCAGGAAAGGUUAAAGGAUCUUAACAUGUAUAGCUUGGAGGAAAGACGAGACAGGGGAAUAUGAUAGAAACAUUUAAAUAUAUAAAGGGAAUCAACACAGUAAAGGAGGAGACUAUAUUUAACCCCUUAAGACCGGAGGGCGUACAAUUACGCCCUAUUUUAGGUGGCUCUAAACGCCGCCGGGCGUAAUUGUACGCCCUCUGGUCUUUCAUUACUUACCUGGUCGCCGGCGGUCCCACAGCGGCGAUCGCGGUGGGGGGGGAACUCCCAGGGAGCCGCCCCCUCCCCCCCCCCCGGCGCAGAUCCUCCGGUGCCCCCCGGCCAUGUGAGAGUGAGGUCCUUGCGAAGACCUCACAAUCACAUGGCCGGGAUAGCUGGCUUCUGUAAUGACAGGUGGUCCCCCUGCUGGCUGGAAAUAAAAAUAAAAUAAAUUUCAAAAGUGUAAAAAAAAAUGUAUACUUAGAUUUUAUUUAUAUAGAUAUAUAUAUAUAUAUAUAUAUAUAUAUAUAUAUAUAUAUAGAUAUAUAUAUAUAUAUAUAUAUAUAUAUAUAUAUAUAUAUAUAUAUAUAUAUAUAUAUAUAUAUAUAUAUAGAUAUAGAUAUAUAUAUAUAUAUAUAUAGAUAUAUAUAUAUAUAGAUAUAUAGAUAUAGAUAUAUAUAUAUAUAUUCUAAGUAUAAAAUAUAUUUAUAUAUAUUUAUACAUACACACACUGUCUAGGUGUGUGUUAUUGCUGUGAUACUUUUUACUGUUUUGAAACACAAAUAUUUGUGUUCAGCUAAGUCUCCCGAGUACAACAGUACCCCUCAUGUACAGGUUUUAUGGUGUUUUCAAAAGUUACAGCGUCAUAUAUAAGGCUUGUGUUUCAUUUUUUUCACAUUAAAAUUCGCCAGAUUGGUUACGGUGCCUUUGAGACCCUAUGGUAGCCCAAGAAUGAAAAUUACCCCUAUGAUGGCAUACCAUUUGCAAUAGUAGACAACCCAAGGUAUUGCAAACGGGGUAUGUCCAGUCUUUUUUAGUAGCCACUUAGUCACAAACACUGGCCAAAAUUGGCGUUUUUUGCAUUUUUCACACACAAACAAAUACUAACGCUAACUUUGGCCAGUGUUUGUGACCAAAUGGCUACUAAAAAAGACUGGACAUACCCCAUUUGCAAUACCUUGGGUUGUCUACUAUUGCAAAUGGUAUGCCAUUAUGGGUGUAAAUUUCAUUCCUGGGCUACUAUACAGUCCCAAAGGCAACGUAACCAAUCUGGCGAAUUUCAAUUUCAAAUGUAACGUGCUAUAUUUGACCCUGUAACUUCCCAAAACGCCAUAAAACCUGUACAUAGGGGGUACUGUUUUACACGUGAGACUUUGCUGAAUACAAAUAUGUGUAUUUUAUUGCAGUAAAAGCAAACAGUAUUAUGACAUUGACAGUUAAAAUGUCAUGUAGAACUAAAAAAAAAAAAAAAUCUUAUUUUCUCCCAUUUUUUCAUAUUAAAUUAUGUUUCAUAGCUAAAUAUUUGAUAUUAAAUGAAAGCCCUGUUUCCCCUGAAUAAAAUUAUAUAUAAUAAGGGUGGGUGCAUUUACUAUGAAAGAGGUGAAUUACGGUUGGACAGACAUGUAGCGCAAAUGCCAGGUUUUGUUUACAUUUUGUUUCGUUCACAACGUGUACAUUUGGCUCUGCCCUUAAGGGGUUAAAAGAAGAAAAACUACCACAACAAGAGGAAAUAGUCUUAAAUUAGAGGGACAAAGGUUUAAAAAUAAUAUCAGGAAGUAUUACUUUACUGCGAGGGUAGUGGAUGCAUGGAAUAGCCUUCCAGCUGAAGUGGUAGAGGUUAACACAGUAAAGGAGUUUAAGCAUGAGUGGGAUAGGCAUAAGGCUAUCCUAACUAUAAGAUAAGGCCAGGGACUAAUGAAAGUAUUUAGAAAAUUAGGCAGACUAGAUGGGCCGAAUGGUUCUUAUCUGCCGUCACAUUCUAUGUUUCUAUACCUGGCAGUAUGAGUUUAAAUAGGGAUAAAAAUUAUUAAAAUUGGCGCCAAAACAAAGAACAGCCAAUUACAGUACACAUGGUGAAAUACAACUUUAAAACAGGCUAAAACAUAUAUAGGUAGUAAACAGUAAUUGUAGUACUUGGGUAUUUAAUGUAAAAACUAGGUGUCUAUCACAGAAUAUAAGUGAUUUAUUCUGAUCAUGUGACAAUUUUCAGCCAUUUCUUGGGAAAUGUAGUUUUUUGUUUUGUUUUUUUCUCAUAGCAAAUAGUAAAUGAUAACAAAAAUAUAUGAAGAUUAUAUAUGUGAGGGCUAGACUUAAUAAGGAAUAUAACAAGGUAAAAUAAAAAUAGCUAAAACAAGCCGAUGAUAGAAGUAAAACAAUUAAAACAUUAAAUAAAACAAUUAAAAAAAGCAGAUGAUAGAGGUAAACAUGCAUACAUCUAAUGGACAUUGUGACGAAAGCAACACUGGUUUUUGGAGGGGCUUGUUUGCCAGCCUCCUACCCUGGGACUGUGGGCCCUAUGAUAACCCAUGUUCAAAAGUACUGUUUCUGCCCCUUAGACUUUUAACUGGAACAGAUUCAAACAUGUGGCGGUGGACAUCUUAAAGGGACACUAUAGUCACCCAGACCACUUCAGCUCAAUGAAGUGGUCUGGGUGCCAGGUCCCUCAGGUUUUAACCCUUCAGAUGCAAACAUAGAAGUUUCAGACAAACUGCUAUGUUUACAUUGAGGGUUAAUCCAGCCUUUAGUGGCUGUCUUCCGGACAGCCACUAUUAGCGCAUCUGCGACGCUGGAGGCAUAUUAUGCCUCCAUCGCGCAGAGUGUCCAUAGGAAAGCAUUGAGAAAUGCUUUCCUAUGGACACUUUGAAUGCGCAUGCGCGGCAAAUACGUUUUUACAUGAAAUUAAAUACUCAAGUACUAUUACUGUUUAUUACCUAUAUAUGUUUUAGCCUAUUUGUACUGUGAUUGGCUGUUCUUAGUUUUGGAGCCAAUUUUAAUCAUUUGUAUCCCUAUUUAAACUCAUACUGCCAGGUAUUAUGUGUUAUUCCAUUUGAUAAAGGCGUUUAUGGAUUUUUAUUUGUGUAUUGUAAUAAAGAUUUUUCUUUGGUCACUUCUCUUGUGCCAACUAUCUUUUUUUUUUUUUUUAUACACUUGAUUUUUACCUGGCAUAUUUUAGCAUUCUGCACUCCAAGAAAUCCGAGACGGGGAUCAUACCACCAGCACUGUUACCAAGGAGCAGUUAGCCUCCUCUUUGCUUAGGAGUAUUAUUGUAGUUGUUUAUAUAUACUGUUGGUUUUUAUUCAGUGAGCACUAUUAGUUGUCUCUUUUUAUCCUAUUUCCUGAGUGUGGCUCAUACCCCAGACGGAAGAACCGCACAGCAUAUCCCAUUAUCGGGGAUUAUACCGCUGUACGCCCUUCACACUAGAGCUAGCUAUAGCUCUACUAAAUGUGAGUUUAUUCACGUUUAUUUCACAUAUAUACAUAUUGGAACUUUCAUAUUGCACUGUUGGUUCUUUUUAUCUGUUUUUUGUCUUUCAUAUGAGUGGAUUCAUCCAGAAAAAGACACUGAGGAUAUUACUCCCGUUUAAGCACUUUAUUCUAUAUUUGAUCUGAGCAAGAUCAUUUUUAUUGGACUUCUAUUUUUCUCACCCGAUACUCAGCCUGUGGUUCUCAACUUGUGCGCACCACUGCCAUUACCGAAAAGUUUUGUGUACCCCCUAGGGCACUGAAUUGUAUCUCUGGGGGUACACGUACAACGGGUUGGGAACCGCUGAUCUAGAUAAUAGAAUAUUAAAUAAGUUUAUGUAUUUCAUGUUAAUCGUGGGUCAUCUUUAAUCCCUUGCAAACUGUUUUCUUGAGUUUCUUUGCAUUCUGUUUUUGAGGCAGUAUUGGCACUUCUGUUAUGUUUUUUUCUUUUAUUGUUCUUCUCCACUUUUCAGUACUCUGUAGUAGUUAAGGAGCCUGUAGUCAACCAGGAUUCCUGACUGUUAAUUGCCAAACAGUUUGAAGCACAAGUUAACACUUACCUGCCUCUUUCACAAGCCACCAAGUAUGAACUUCUGUUUUCUCAAGCUAGUUCAGAACUACAUACGCAUUUUAACUCAAGUUUAUACCAUCAAGUGACACCUGGGUCUCCCUGGUGAGAGCAGGGACUUAGCCCUUUUGACACCAAGUCGGCCCCCUUACCUAGGUUACAAAGGUGAUAUAUACCCAUCUUUAUCCAGUGCUGCAUGUCUGGCUCUGCCCCCGAUCUGCCUCCUUGGCUGAUAUCACCAAAAUUUAUGAUCUCAGCCAAUCACAAUGCUUUCCCAUAGGAAAGCAUUGGAUUGGCUGAGAUUGUCAAUUCUGAUGAUCUCAGCCAAAGAAGCAGGGCGGAGCCAAACAUCACCAUGGCCAAUCAGCAUCUCUUCAUAGAGAUGCAUUAAAUCAUUUUCUAUGGGAAAAGUUCAGCGUCUGAAAAGACAGUGUUUACAUUAAAAUGCCUGCAGGGACAUGCGAUAUUCUACAGAGCAACUACAUUAAAUUAUUGUGUCUCUUUAAAAAUUUUACAAUUUACCAGCCACAAUUUGUGACAGAUCCACUUUAGGGACUGCUGGUCUUUCAUUCAUACAUGAAACUGUUCUUUCUGAAUUCUGUUACAAAAACAGCUUAUAUUUUGGAUAUAAUGAGUUUUAAAGAUGGUAUAAAUUGGGGGGCGGGGCCUGGACAUCAUGGCGGCUGGACGCACUUCGUGUGAGCUCCGAGCUCAAUGCCUCGAUUAAGCCUGAAUCUAGCCAGCCAGCCGGCCACAACGCCACGAAAAGAGACUUACCUACCUCGGGAGCCAGCAGAGGAACCCCGGGCCUGUCGCCCGCGGGUACACUUCACGGCCGACGGAGGUCGGAGGAGUGAGGCCUAGUACGGCCGUCGGACGGGGGAAGCGGCCGAUCCCCCGCUCGGUGUGCAGCUGUGCAACCCCAAGCUCCUCUCUCAGCCCUGUUUCCCCCCCCUUUGGACCGGCGGGGGUCAUCCCGGUCCGACCUGGCUAGUCUCAAGCACGAAACAGCCCCACAAAACUACAACCAAGCAAAGCUCACAAAAUGGCGGCCUGUCAUAUCCAGCGUGAACCAGCCAUCACGCAGUCUGAGACGGCACUGCUAACUCCCGCGCAAAUAACGCAGAAGAAACUGGAUGACAUUUUCGACUGUUUCUGGGCUAAGCUGGAAGCCCGUCAAGCUGCAGCAGCUAUUCAUCACGGGGAGGUUCACGGUAGGGCGGUGAGUUGGCCCCCUCUGAUCCCCCGCAUAUUAAACAUACACAAGCCUAUCAGUCAGCGAUCACCUAGGCCGAGGGCCGUAACGGGUACAGCCCCACAGCAUCACCCACGCAGACGGAAGAUCGCCCGCAACCGGCAGCGGAAUACCACCACGACCUCCCAUCUACCCCAUGCAGGGGAGGUCUGGGACCCUAGGAGCCCACACGACCGUGGCAAGAGGAUGCUAGCCUACCAACCGGCCUGGGGCGUGAGAGAUGCCCAACUAAACCGCCUGAAUGCUGCAGCCUCCCUAGCACCCGACGUGCAAGACUUUCGAUUUCCUACCUCGGGCAUUGGCUGAGCGCUGACAAGCUUCUUACAGCCGCACCACCAUUGGAGUCCUGAUCAUAAGCGGCAACCGUCACGGAUGUGACUCGCACUCACUAAUGCCAGCCUCACAGUACUUCCCCACGUGAAUGCAAUCAAAGGCAUCCGAACGUUUCUGUCUAUGGUUUAUUUCUGAUUUGUUUAUGCUUUAAUUAUUUGUGCUACCUCUGUGCUCCAGGUCCAUCCGUACGUUAGACCUCUGCCUAACAUAUGACACAUAGCAUGUUCACACGUAAUCUUGUACCUAUUCUCAUUAGAGACCUGCUUAAAUACCACGACUAACCAUAUUAGGCGUAAAUCUUUAACUAAAUAUAUUUAGAGGGCAACUAUUGAAUAGCCGCAUAGGCACAACCCGAUGAGACAGCCAGGCUUCUCAGCUAGUUACUCAGCAACGUUACACCUCAUGCACCUGUAUCUAUACCACGCAUGUUUUAUGGUUAACUAUCCAACCUGUAAUUACUUUGUACACAUGACAUUUUGUAUAAGCAAAACUACGGUAAAACAUAACUAAUCCCAUUACUAAUACAUAAGCUCGCAUACGUAGACUAAUUACACUAUUAUUGUCCUGCUCAAGUAUUCCUAGCCUGUUUACUCUCAUAAAUAUAAAAAUGUGCUGUAUUACUCUGCUAUGACACUGUCUGCUUUUGAAAUGCCUGUACUAGCUGUCGUGGCAAUACAGGCCCAUCUGUUAUGUUUUCUUAUGCACAAGAAAAAUAAAGAAUUUAAAAAAAAAAAAAAGAUGGUAUAAAUUAGUUUUAAGUGUAUUACCUCUUUGAAUUAUUUAGAUUAUGAGCUUGUUGGGACAGGGCCCCCUUCACCCACAGUUCCAAAUGUCCUACAUGUUUUGUGAGAAUUAAAUGUUUGUCUUGACAAAUGUACAAUGCUUCGGAUAUAUUAAUAUAAAGAUAGUUGUAAUAAAAUACAUAACUUUGUGCUUAAAAGAACACUAUAGGGUCAAGAACACAAACCUGUAUUCCUGACCCUGUAGAGUUAAAAACUCCAUGUUGCCCACUUGUCCCACUCUUGCCCCCCUAAAUAUUGCAAAAUCUUACUUUUGUUCAAGUCUGCAGCUGCUGGCUCUGCCCCAGAUCUGCCUGCUUGGCUGACAUCAGAAGGGAUUAUGUGAGCCAGUCACAAUGCUUUCCCAUAGGAUUGGCUGAGACGGUCAAAAGAGGCAGAUCAGUGGAAGAGGCAACACAAGCCAAACACAGCCCUGGCCAACCAACAUCUCCUCAUAAAGAUGCAUUGAAUCAAUGCAUUUCUAUGAGGAGUUUGUGUCUACAUGCAGUGUGUCCCUUUGUGGCUAUAGCUGUCACUCACUAAAUUUCUCACUUCUGAAGUUGUCAGGAAGUAUAGUUCGCUAGAGGAACAAUUGUAUAAAAUAUGUUAGCUGGUACAUUUAAAUUCCAUGGAGUUGGUGGUGUGUGUUGUUGUUUUAUUUUUGUUUUUUUGUUUUUUUGUUUUGUUUUGUUUUUUGCCUUUUAUUGUGUGUGUGUGUGUGUGUGUGUGUGUUUGUUUUUAAGACUGUAAAUCCUGAACUGUAUAUUAUGGGAGAAAGUUACCUGGAAUGUAAAUAUUUAAAACCAAAUCAUUUUUGCACGCAGGCAAAGAAACUGCUUUAUUUAAUUGCUAGCACACUGCUAUGUUCUGUGUUCUGAAUAACCUCUGCCUGUGACACGGCAGUCCUCCUAUACCAUAUGUGUACAAGAAGGCAGUGUGCCUGCUUUAGGUUUCUGCUUGAGACUGGUUUGCUUCAAUACCACUGGUGUGCCAUCUCAUUCAGCUCAAGUUCACACUGAGAGAUAUAUCUUGGCUUUGGUGAAAGCUGUACAUUGACCCCUGUAUCUACAACAAACUGUCAGAACUCAGUGCUGCCAUCUGGUGGUUACUUAGUGCAGAUAUUUUUAUCAGACCAGCAAGAUGAUGGCAGCUAAAAUGGUAAAGACGCACAUUAAUUCUCUCAUUUAUUUCAAGGCUGUAGCAAUCCAUAAGUACUUUUCUCCUGCUAAUAUAAUACAGACAAAACUAUUUCCUUCCAUGUAAUCUGUUUUAUUACAACAAAAAAGUAAAAGGAGUUGCAAAUAUUUUGAUAGUAUCAUAUGUACUCGUCUAUAAGUUGAUAUCGUUUAUAAGUAGAGUGCAGUUUUUUGACCAACAAUUGUGAAAUAGGCUAUGUCUUGUGGAUAAGUUGAGGGUACUGCAUUCGAAUGGAAUUGUUCCCUUUUUGUUCGGUUACCGAACAGACCCUGUGUGGUCUCCCUUGUUAACACCUCAUAAUCACCGACCACGCCUGGCUGUUAACAACAAACAAGCAUUCCCUGGGUGGCUGCCAUUCAUAUAUACGAACGCAUAUGUUCAAACAAUCUUGUCUCCCGAACUCAGGCAGCGGUACAUGGUCGGCGGGUGCAUGGAUCUGAGUCGGCUACACAAGCCCGCAAACCCCACUGAAACUUGUACCCCUGCACGUUUGACUUCCUGAACAGCUACUAGAACGGCGUUUUGGAGUUGAAAUUCUAUCUAAACUAGCACCUACCCGUGGAUAAGUCGACUCUAUGUUUUAAAAUGAAGUUUAUGGCUAAAAUUUCUCAACUCUUACACGAGUAUAUACAGUAAAAUGUAUAUGUGCAUUUUUUUAUUUUUUUUUUAUAACUUGUAACUAGCAUUUACAAAUAUGUCUUGAUUUAUUUCCAGCAUCUUUCAUGUAUUUCAAUUAAAUUACAUUUGUUUAUAAUAAAAUUUAACUUUCCACACACUCUUCUCCCCCAUAAGAAGUUCCCUUUUCUGUAGUAAGAUUACUGAACACAAUAUCACUUAGUUUGUCUUCUUCAUCCCUCUAGUGGGGUUGUUCACUAGAGUGAGAAUUGUCAUUUAAAGGGACACUAUAGUCACCCAGACCACUUCAGCUCUGUGAAGUGGUCUGGGUGCCAGGUACCCCAGGUUUUAACCCUUUAAAUGUAAACAUAGCAGUUUCACAGAAACUGCUAUGUUUACAUUGCAGGGUUAAUCUAGCCUCUAGUGGCUGUCUUCCUGACAGCCGCUAGAGGCGCUUCUGCGAUGCUGGAUGUGAAAAUCGCAUUCAGCAUGCAGAACGUCCAUAGGAAAGCAUUGAGAAAUGCUUUCCUAUGGACUGUUUGAAUGCGCGCACGGCUCUUUCCGCGCAUGUGCAUUCUGCUCCACUCGGGAGCCCCCGGGGGGGGUGGGGGGAGCAGGGGGAGGUCACCAGUGCUGGAUUAAGGAAAGUGGCUGAAGGGGGUCUCUGAGGGUGGAGGGGACCUAAGGGUUACAUAGUGUCAGGAAAAUUAGUUUGUUUUCCUGACACUAUAGUGAUCCUUUAAUUUUAAAUUUCUUAGACGGUGCACGCAAAGACUCAAAGCACCCUGACGCCUUCAAAGCACAGUGGUGAGGGUGCUUGGCGUAACCCUUUAAUUCCACCUGAAAGCAAAGAAAUGACAAACCUAUGAGACAGAAUUAUGUAAGUGAUUUUUUUUUUUUUUUUUUGCAUGCUAAUGUUUUUUGCAGCUAGUUUUAAAAAGUUAUUGUGCUUAUAUGUUAAUCAUUAUUACUUUACUGAAAGGGUAGUGUAUGCAUGGAAUAGCCUUCCAGCUGAAGUGGUAAAGGUUAACACAGUGAAGGAGUUUAAAGACCACUAUGGUGCCAGGAAAACAAACUCGUUUUAAUGGCACUAUAGGGUCUGUGGGUCCCCCCCCUCCCGCCGGGCUGAAGGGGGAGGAAGGGGUUAAAGGCUUACCUUUCUCCAGCGCCGGGCUCCCUCUGUGCUGGGGACUCUCCUCCUCCUUUGGGCGUCAUCGGCUGAAUGCGCAUGCGCGGCAAGAGCCGCGCACACAUUCAGUCAGUCCAUAGGAAAGCAUUCUCAAUGGACGCUGGCGUCUUCUCACUGUGAAAAUCACUAGAGGCUGGAUUAACCCAUAUGUAAACAUAAGUUUCUCUGAAACUGCUAUGUUUACAGCAGGCAGGGUUAACCCUAGAUGGACCUGACAACCAGACCACUUCAUUAAGCUGAAGUGGUCUGGGUGCCUAUAGUGGUCCUUUAAGCAUGCGUGGGAUAGGCAUAAAGCUAUUCUAGAUAUAAGAUAAGGCCAGUGACUAAUGAAAGUAUUCAGAAAAUUGGGCAGACUAGAUGGGCCGAAUGGUUCUUAUCUGCCGUCACAUUCUAUGUUUCGAUUAUAUUGUCAGUAAAGAAUUCAAAAACCUGUUAUUUCUCUCUACAGGUACGAGAACUGGUUUUGGACAACUGCAGGGCGCAUGAAGGCAAAAUCGAGGGACUUACAUCUGAGUUUGUCAAUCUAGAGUUCCUAAGCCUGAUAAAUGUAUUAUUGAUGUCAGUCUCAAAUCUUCCGGAGCUCCCCAAGUUAAAAAAGGUAGGCCUUUAACUUGAUGAUGUAUUGCAAACAAAGUUUCUAGCUGAAUGCUUUUUAAAACCAUUGCAAAGGACUUUCCAGGCAUUUUAACUGCUUAAUUGCAGUUUAUAUGUUUUGACAGCAUAUUCAUACUGUAUUUUUUUUCCAGAUCAAAAUCUUAGUACAGUAUUGCAGAAAGAAGGGGGGUUGGAUAAUAACUUUGUACAUUGUAAUUCUGCUGAUUUAGCCAUGCCCCUUAUUUUCACAAAGCAACCUGCUUAUUGGAUAUAGUUCUAAGUACAUACUCAGCUCAGCUAAUGAGAGAACAGCGUGAGUUGAGCUGCAGCUUGACUCCUCCCUGACAGUCAGUCACUUUCCUAUACCUGUACCAUUUACUCUUGAUGUACUAUAUAUUUAAAUAAGAACAGACACUAUGGUGGGAGCGGUGUCAAGUCAGCAGCUCAGUUCACACUGAUCUCUCAUGGCUGAGCUAUAAUGUAUACCUUCCAAACAGGAGGACAGUUUGUAAAAUGGGGAGAUAUGGCUAAGGGGUUACGAUUAUACACAACGCACGAGUAUGAGGCCAAACUUAUCAAUACACUUAAGUUGUAUAUAGGACAGGAAUUACAACUUACCUGUAUAUGUCUGUUGCAUGCUAUCCUGUGGAAACCACAUCUUCUGUUUGUGGUACAUGACAACCUAGCCUGUAUUACAAUUCAAUUCUCUGUGUUGGUAUUUAAUGUCACAUAGGAUUUUGAACAAUCUUCUUGUGUAUACAUGUUGUAUCUACGUAAAUAGUUAUGUUCUGUGAUAAUGUCAGUAAUUGGUGACAGCUUGUAUAUAGGGGCUAUCUAAGCACCAUAACUACUACACAUUGCUACGGUAGUUAUAGGCCUUUUUUUUUUUUUUUUAUUAGUUUGAAAGUUGCCUGGGUGCCCUGGGCACCUGAAAUCUAUCCUGUAGACACUUUUGUCCAUAUUUGGAUGAAUUGCAUUGGCUGGGUACAUUAGCUGAUACUCUAGGCCAGCGUUUCCCAAUUGGAGUUCCGCGAGAAUACAAAUGAGGUUCCGCCGUGAUUUCCCCAAACAAAAUGGCCACCGUGAAUUUUAUCACAAAUCAGGGGCCCGAUCGGGUGCCGCUGCCCUCUAAGAGCACGACUGGGCCCUUGUAGUAUCGGCCCGCUUUGAGGAAGUGAUGGCACUUUCUCCCAGCUUCACAGAGUUGCUGCUGCGCAGUAGGGAGGAGGCAGGAGAGGGCCGCCCAGAGAGUGAGCAGCUCACUCCCAUCAGCCUUAGCCAACAUCACUAGGACCACAAGCAAGCCACCCUCCUGGACACACAAGGUAAGUUAACAGGAGGGUGGCUCUGAUGUAUGUCAUAUUUGUGUGUGUGUGUCUCACUGUGUAUGUGCCAGUGUGUGUAUGUGUCACUGUGUGCAUCUGAGUGUUUGCAUGUGUAUCGUGAGUGUGUAUCUUGUGUGUCAGAUACAUACGCACACACAUAUACAAACUGACACACAGGUGCACAUACAAACACAGAUACACACACUUUGACACACAGAUACAUACACACACACAUACGCACUGUGUAUCUGCGUGCCACUUUCUGCCACUGUGUGUAUUUGUGUGUACCUGACACACAGAUACACACACACACACACAUAUACACACACAGAUGCACAAGGUGUGUAUCUGUGUGUCACACGCCGGCACAUAAAAAAAGGUUUAUGCAACACCCAAUUUUUUAUUUUUAUUUUUUUACGGGAGAGGGAUGGUGGGGUUUGUGGGUUCCAUGGUGUUGGUACACUAUGUCAAAGGAUUCCACGGGAAAGACUAAUUGGGAACCCCUGCUCUAGGCCAAUUGAUUUAGUCCAAACAUGGACAGUGUUAAUAUUGAUAAAGUGGAAGGGGAAAUUCUGCUUUUAAUGAUAUGUGAUGAUAGGCUGGACCGUAGGCAGGUAAGUGUCAUAAUAUUGAAAAAUUGUUUGACUGUUCUCUUUGGAGUGGAACUAGGCAGAUUCCUACCACCAUAACCACUACAGCGUAAUCAAAGGAUUGGAGUGCUAGAGUACCCCAUUACAUGUGAGAAAUAACCAGCAGACAUACUUUUAUAGCACCCUAGCUCUAUUCAAUAUCUUUAAACAUAACACAAAAUAGCCACACUUUUUUUUUUUUUUUUUUUUUUUUGCGGGAUUCUGAAGCACAACCAGGCUUACCAGGCCAGCCAUGAUCGUGGCAACAAUGUUGGUAGAAGAAGCUUAAAGAUUUAAUUGAAGUUUAAAAAUUGUUAUUUUUUUGUUUUCUUAGUGUGUGCAAUUUGAAGACUUACAAAAUGAGGAAAAAACAAAACUUGUAUGAAUAUCCAUUUAAUUUAAUUCAGCCUGGAUAACAUUGAUUGGCUGAGGAUUCUGUGGGCUAGUUAGCAGGCAAUACCAUUCAUUCUGGACAAAAUUGACAUUGGUAAUGCAGUACUGCACUGUUUAAUUCUACAUUAUCAAUCUAUCCAAUAUAGUGGUGGCCUCCGUGCCAUUAUGAUCUUUGGUUACUAUACAACUGUUCCUAAAUCAGGGUUGGCAACAUCAAGCAGUUGUGGUUAUGUUUCUUAGUGUUCCUUUCAAUUUUGGCAGGUAACCUGACUGUGUAUUUGACUGAGCAGUAAGUAACUCUUUGGGUCCGUGCUUUUUACAAAUGUUUGCCAUUUUAUAAAAUACGGAAGGUUUGUUUUUUUUCCAUUUUUUUUUUUUUAUUUAUUUUUUUUUGGAAAAGUUAAGUAGAGAAUGAACAUAAUUUGUGUUGUAUCUUGGUUCACUUGAGUUUUGUAGCAUUUUUUGUGUGUUGUGACUUUUUAUAGUGAUUAAUGGUGAUCUUUCUGAUCUCUUUUCCAGCUUGAGCUGAGUGACAACAGAAUCUCUGGAGGUUUGGAUGUUCUAGCAGAAAAACUGCCCAACCUCACACAUUUAAAUCUCAGUGGAAAUAAAUUAAAAGACAUUAGCACGUUGGAACCUCUGGUAAGUGUUUUAUGGUGAUUUGCUUUGAUAGAUUUAUGAAGACCUCCGCUUCUCUCAGAAUCCUCUUGUGAAACACCAUGACCUUGUCUGUUUGCAGUUAUAAAUUUCCUAAAAGUUAUUUUCCGAUCUGUUGUAAAAGCCACUGCCAAUCCCAAGUUUGUACCUGCCAUGGAUGCCAGUUCUUUCCCCAGCAAGCCCCGCUUUGAGUUUUACUCUUUCCCUAUCUCCUCACCUGCUGGCUACCAUGAGGAUUCUGUCUAACUGACCCAAGUAUUGUCAUGUCUGAGUAUACUCUCUGCACUAAGGGGCUUGAUAUUCAUGAAACAACAAGGCAUGUUGGUCAUGACACUAGAUUCAAUGCAGCUCAAGAAUUUAAAACAAUAUCAAGAGGAAGGGGUGAUUUAACCCCUUAAGGACCAAACUUCUGGAAUAAAAGGGAAUCAUGACAUGUCACACAUGUCAUGUGUCCUUAAGGGGUUAAAGUGCUAGUUAGUAUAAAAAUCACCACUUCUAGUUUUUAAUGAAGUAUAAAAAAAAAAAAAAAAUUGUAUCUUCAUCCUCUAUUUAUAAAUAUCACAUUUAUUGGAAGCCUUACUAUAAAUAUAAUAUACUUUUAUCCAAAUUAACUAAGUCGUUUUUAUUAAAGAGACACUACGAGCACCAAAACAACUUUAACUUAAUGGACUUAAACAGUCUCCCUACACAUUUCCUGUAAAGAGAUCUAAUAGUGUUUCCCUGUCCUUUUUAAAUUAUUUUGCCAGCCCUAAAAGGUUUUAAUAAAUAAGAUUUAUUUUCUCAUCUUUUCUCACCAUGCCUGUACCCCUGAGGCUGUCACUGCACCAGGGUGAGGCAAUCAUUAAUAAUGGCCCUGGCCAAUCCAAUGCUUCCACGUAGGGGGGUAGUGUGCAUGCAUGGCUAUCGCUAUGCUGCACCAAUCAGUAUUUUCUCAUAGAAAUGAAUUAACUCAGUGCAUCUCUUUGGGGAGCAUUCAGUGUUUUCCUGAAGAUGCUGGCCUUUAGUCAUGCAAAGAUAGCAGAACUGCACCUGGAAGCUCCAUUAGAGGUAUCUGUAGUAAGCAAUCUAAAUACUAGCUCUUCUGAGACACAUGUUUUUAUUAAAAAAAAAAAACGACGUGAAUAAAUGGCUAAAAACCCUUUUUUUUUUUUUUUUUACCUUGUCCCAGCAUCGAUAUUCUUUUGCGAUGAGUCACUGCUCCGCCUCCUCCGAGCGGGUGCAUUAUGCCUCCCCACAGGAAAGCAUUGAAUCAAUGCUUUCCUAUAGGGAAAUAGCUGAUACUGGAUGUCCUCAUGCAAAGCAUGUGUAUCUUAUCCCCCAUUUUUCCUAUUGGUGUUUCUUGCACCCCUUGUGUGUCUUUUGCAAUCCCCCUUGUGUGUCUUACUUUUCUCCAGCCUCUUUCGGUGUCUUUCUCCUCUCCCAACCCUUCUGUGUCUUUUUUCACCCUAGCCCCUAGUUCUCUCUCUCCCCUUCUCCCUCUUUUAACUUUUAACUUUUUGCCAGCCUCUUUGUGUGUCUUUCUCUCAGCCCCUUUUCUGUGUCUUCUCCCCUGCACCUUGUCUCUGCCCCCCCCAGCCCCUCGGUUUAUUUGUAUCCCCUUCCCCAGCACCUUGUCUCUACGCUCCAGCCCCUCUGUGCGUCUUUCUCUCCCCCCAUCCAGCCCCGUUUGUGUGCUAUGCUACAAGCCAGGCCUUAAAAUUUACUCAGUGAAUAGAUGCAAAGUAUUUAAUCAUUCAACAACUCUUUUUUUGGAAUACCCAUAUAACAAAAUUAAAUGCAAGAAGAUGCUCCGUAACAUCUGCAGAUUUAUUGUAAAAAUUAAGUGAACAUGGCAAAAACACCUAAUAUAAAUGUUCGAAGAUUGAAUAAGAUUCCUUGCCAAAUCCUUACAUAGAAAUUAUGUUUGGGGUAGCGGUACUAGUAUCUCUUUGAGUUUUAAGAGUUACUACUACAAGUCAUAGUGUACCAUCUAGAGGUGAAUUUCAAGUUGCCAUGACUCCUUUUAACUCACUAGUGGUGAGGGGAAAUUUUGAUAUCGCUCCCUUUUGUCCCUUUCUCUCUCUGUAUGUGUGUAUAUUGGUAAAGAGAAAGAUUCCUACUGCAAUUUUAUAAUAUAGUUGAUUCUGCUAACCCUACAUGACCUUUAUCCAGUUUCAUCUAUGUCACAGGCUUGCAGUGAAUGACAAACCUGUUAUACAAUGGUAAAUCAACAAAGGUUGGAUUUGGGUGAGGCAAGUCAAGUAGAAGAGUAAACUGACAGAUUGAGAGGAAUCCCUAUUACUGGUUUUCCUCCUUCUUCAAAGCUGCCUGUGUAGUAAAAAUAAACUUUAAACAAAUGAUUCUGUCGGCACUUCACAGAAAUUGUGCUUACUCCCAAAUCCACUUGUUUCGUAGUAGCAAUGGCAAACCUAUGGCAUGAGCAUCACAAAGGCUUCUCUUCUAGCAUGUGAGACGGUGGUUUGCCGUGCCAAGGGUACAUUCGAUGGGAUCAGUAAUUCUGUAAGUCACACAGGCAGAGGUGCAUUGUCUCAGACUACUGCUACCCCCAUCAAAAUAUGGCAAUAUAUUCAUGAUUCCCGGGGUCGGAGCUUGGCUACUGAAGCAGCCGAUCGCAUGUUCCUGAAGCUCCGGGCUUCAUGCUACUGAAAGCCCAAUUAUUGGAGCCGUUACACCUACAAGCUGGACUCUGGGAAUAUCACCAGUUAGCCCAGAAGACAUGGGGCGCAAAUCUAAAAAGCCCAAGUCAGAUAGACCAAGCCUGGGGAUAAAUAUUAGAAAACUGUAGAGGCAGACGCAGGGCGCGUGCGGACCUAAAAUGGCCACCUCUCAGGAGGCUGCUCAGAUUUCUCAGAUGAGCUGUCUAUAGAAGGUGAGGAGGAACGCGUACCUGCAAUCCCGGCGCCAGACUCCGCUCCGGUCACCACCGCCGUUCUGCAAGAGCUCCAGGCAGACCUGAAAAACACCCUAUAAGACUAUAUGGCAACGAUCCGCGGAAACCUACAGGGCCUGACAGGCCGCAUUGGGGUGCUGGAGGAAGCCUUCCACAAAGGCACACAGCACAUAGACACACUGCAACAGGCGGUCCGAGAACUGCAAAGGCAGAACCAAACAUAUGAGCGCCGCUUGGCGGCACAAGAGGAUAUCAGACGUCUGAGCAAUUUAAAAAUCAGAGGGAUCUUCGAGGACAUUCCAGAAGCCGAAUUACCACACCUAAUGAGGUUGCCUUGCUGCCGCAGCAGCAGGCUAAGACUAUCCCCAAAUCGGCUAAAGCACUGGCUGGUGGUCCACUUCCAGAAUUGAACGGACAAAGCAGCAGUCCUUGCGGCCCUCAAGGGACAUCCCAAUACCAAUUUAAGAACAUGACCAUGGCUUUCUACCUGGACUUAUCAAGAAGCACCCUGGCCUGAUGGAGGUCCCUCAAGCCUUUAGCCUCAAUCUUGCAACAAAGAAAUAUGUUGCAGCUGGCGCCUGUCGCGCACACUCCAGGUUAUACAGACUCCACUUUCUCACUACAAGAUCUUCAAGGUGCAACAGCGUUGCUGCGAGACAUGGGUCUACCGCAGGACAGUCUGACCAGUAAAAACCCCACCACCGCUCCAAAACCUCCACAUGCAUGGAACCCGGCGAAAAUCAACAAGUUCACCCUGUGACACCCCUCGUCUGACUCGUAUGCGGCAGCCGCGACUUGAGAGCAGACCAACACACUACCUUACUUUAAUAGCAUUAGUUUUGUUUUCUCUUGUAUUAAUCUAUCAUUUUAGCUGAUUGUAGCUUUUUCUCUUUGAUAACCCCCCAGGCAAUAUAGACCGACCGAUACAGACACCUGUUUAUUCCCACCCCCAACUCAGGGUACUACUACCUAGCUCUAAACACUUACUAGACAAAUGAGGCGUUACAAUCUCCUUUAUACACCCAUAGCUGACACAAUACCUGACAAUGCAUAUGGUUAUGUACCUCAACGCCUGAUUUAUCUGUUUACGUAUGAUGUUGCUCUUUUUCAUUACACCAUACUCACCUUACCCUACUUAGCCCUGGAAGGGCAAUGUAGGCAUCAGUGGUACAGUAGCCUGCCCUUGCCUAGCAAAUGUGUUAAAUGUGGUUUGCUGUUUGUAUAAUUCCUGUGCAAGUUCCAUAACACAUAUUUGACUACACAUAUCUUACCCAAGUACACUAACACGUCAGCUCAACUCACUUAGUCUGCCAGUUUUUAAAUUCACUACUCUGACCUAUCUCUUACCUUAACAUAAAAAUUGUGCCUGUAUACCAGCUGCCACACCUUUUAUUGCGUAUUGCAUAUUGAAUUCCUACGUACCUUGCUACCACUGUUGUGGCAUACUGAGGCUACUUGUUAAUUUGUGCACGACAAAAAUAAAGAAUAAAAAAAAAUAAAUAAAUAAAAAUUAUUCCCUGGUGGUCAGGUUGUAGUGAAGACCAUAUUAAUCACUCCAUUGCAGAUUAAUUUUUCAAUGAGGAAGACAGCGCAGUCGCACUACCCACCUUUAUUACGGACUGCAAGACCAAAAGGAAAGAUUUAAUAUGGUCUGCACUUGGUGGAGGUGCAGAACAUGCACUCCUUCACUAGACCACCAGGACAUCGUUAUGAAGACCACAGUGGACCCAGAGAUUUAUUGUUAUCCCCCACUGACCACAAGGGAAUCAUUAAUCCCCCCACUGGAGAAUCUCCUCUUUGACCAAACAAAGUCAGCAGGAGAGGGGACAAAACAUAUUUUUUUUUUUCUAUUUUAUUAAUGCAGGUAAAUUAGCAUAAACAUCCAACACACAUAUCACAAACUGUACUGUAAUCCAGCACCGGUAAAAGGAGGCCGUCACAGAUCUCCCUCAGACAUCACGGCAGACCUUGCACGGUCCAAUUACAGGCUUCUCAUAGAGGCACCUGUGAUUGCACUGUUUUGCCAUGUUCAGAACUCAUGCGCACACUGAGCCAGGUUGGAAGUGAAUUUGAUUUAUUUAUUAGGUUAUUUAUUAAUGGAGUGAAUUUGAGGGUCCGCAGGGAGGGAAGAGUAGGCUUCCCUUUGCAUAUGCUCUUCCUUCAAGGGAGAAUAUUGUUACGCCUGUUGCCAGUGUGCAAUAACGACAGAUUUGACUGCCAAAGUGUUGUGUGGCGCAGGUGCAGGUAGCCGACAUAACAAUUAAAUGUUGAAACAUUUUUUGGGGUGCCUUUUUUAGAUAUGUAAAUGGUAUGGUUCUCUUUGUACUAGCACAAGUGAGCCAAAACUAGCUUAAAACCUGAGCGGAGAAUUUCUGAAGGGGAAUCUAUUUGAGUUUGUGUCCUUUCUUACUCUCGGUUUUAGUUUGUUGCUGUCAUACCUUCCAGGGUAUAUUUUAGCAGUAUUGCACCCAACCAAUAACUUCUUUCUGAAGUGGUUAUGUGGCUUUUAGUGCCCCUUUUAAACUUUAAUUUCUAUAUUUCAGUCUUGGAAGCUACUAAUGGUUAAAGGGUUAACCCAUAUUGAGUUAACAUUUUUGGCUUCCAAAGCCCUAUUGGGCAUUGCUAAUACUGUUGGUCCUUCCCCCUUAAAAUAUAGAAAAGAAAAAAAAGUUAAGAGUACAGUUAAUAAGACACUCCACACCCUGAAAGCACUUUGGCUUGCUGAAAAGCUUUGUGUGAAGUCAUUUAUUAUUAUUAUUAUAUUUUUUUUUUUUUUUUUUUUUUUAUUUUUUUUUUUUUUACUUUUUACAAAAUAGUGCAGGUUUCAAUAGAAAUUGACACCUUUAGAAAUUAACCUGGUUACACCCCCUUGGCUUUUAGGUUUGGUUAGCUUAGUGAAGCUAAACGCAAGAUGCAGCAAUUGCCCAGAGCAUCUGCCUUUUCUGCGAUUGAACAGCCACAGAAAGUCUGGUCUGGGUUACAACAGGAGGGCUGGUGAAGGCAGCAGACAAAAGAACUGCAGCAUUUGCAAACUGUUUUUAUAGAUACCCAAUCGGGAAAAAAAAAAUACAUAAAGGUAUUCAUGUCUCCAGUGUCACAUGUGCCCAGUUGUAUCUGGCCCCACCUUCACCCACUUCACACAAGUUCAAAUAUCUCUGAAAGUGCAGUUUCAAGCAGAAAGAAAUGAAGAUUGGAGUAACAUUUUAAUUGUGCUCAAAAAAAAAGGAAAUUAUGAUUCUCCUUCCCCCUCACCCCCUACAUUCUAAGGUUCACAUUUUAAAAUUAAAACAUUUAGAGGUGUCCACAUAGCAGGCUUGUUAAUGCGCGCGCACACAGUGUGUCAAAUACAUAGGUUAAGUAAAGUGAGCAUACCCUAGAAUUAUUGCAGCCCUAAAUUUUUGAAGGCACCUGAACUUAUUGAUAUCUGCAUGCAUUUUGUAAAACCACUUUUUUUUUAUUUUUUUUUUAUAAUGAAUAUUGCCACUGGUAGUCAUGUUUUCUCAUCAUUGUUUAUUUCCAGAAAAAGUUAGAGUAUCUGAAGAGUCUCGACCUGUUCAACUGUGAAGUAACAAACCUCAACGACUACAGAGAAAGUGUGUUUAAGCUCCUCCCACAGCUCACCUAUUUGGAUGGAUAUGAUCAAGAUGACCAGGAGGCUCCAGACUCUGAUGCAGAGGCUGAUGGUGAUGGUGUAGAUGAAGAGGAAGAUGAAGGUAGAUUCUUAUUUCAUUCACAUGUACCAAACAUGUUACACAGUUCUAGGUUUAAAAAAAAAACAAAGCCCAUCAAGUUCAACUUUGAAAUCCAAUAAUUUAUUCUGUUGAUCCAAACAAAAAACCCAAAGUGUAGCCAUUUCCAAUUAUACCACAAAAGGGGGUGAUGGGGAAUUCCUUCUUGACUCCAUAAUGACAAUCUGAUUUCUCUGUGGAUCAACAUAUGUACCACAUAUGUACCAAUUAUAUCCAAAAAAUAUCUAUUGAAUCUUUAGGUAGGGGAAUCAUACAUCUUCAUUGUUCUUACUGUAAAGAAUCCUUUCCUCUGCUGUAAGUGAAACCACCUUUCUUUCUGUCUCAAUGGGUGACCUCUUGUCUGUUGAAUAUUCCUGCUAAUGAACAGGUUAGCUCAUAGUGAUUUGUACUGACCCUGUUUAUAAAGAAAGGCUAGAAAAACCAAACUUGGUUUCUUUAGAAAAAGGCACCUCAGAGAGAAUAUGAUAGCACUAUACAAAUAUAAAUAUUUUCCAUCCCCAUUACUAGUUUUUCAACUUGCCUCUGUACUUUUUCUAGUUUGCAGUAUCAUUCUUGCAGAACUUGAAAUUGCACCACAUAUUCAAGGUGGACUCUUACCAUCAAUUUAUAAAGAGGCAAAAUUUUAUUUUGAUUAAGUGAAUCAAUACCCUUUUUUAUACACAAAACCACCGUACUAGCUUCAUCUUCAUCUGCAGCCCAGCAUUGCUUAGGUUGUGAUCUAUAAUUGUUCCAAAUUCCUUUUUAUUUAAUGUUAUCCCUAACUCUAUCCCAUUUAAUGUAUAAGUUACUUGUGGUUCCUUAUUUUAAAAUGACUUUACAUUUAUUCGUAUUAAAUCUCAUCUGCCACUAACCUGUCCAGUCCUUCAAUUUAUCCAAAUCCCUCUAUAGAGAAGUUAUAUCCUGCUCAGAUGGCAUUAUAUUACCUAGUUUUGUGUCAUCUGCAAACACUUAAAUAACUUUCAAUGCUUGAAGAUUAUUUAUAAAGAGAUGUGGAUCUAUGACAGAACCCCAAGGUACACAGUUUACUACUUCUGUCCAAUUUCCACUGACAACUACUCUCUGCACUCUCUUUAUGCCAGUUUUCAUCUAAACUAAUGGAUAUCAAUUUUAAAAGUAAUGUUUUGUGUGGAAUAGUGUCAAAUGCCUUAGCAAAAUCCAAGUAGAUCAUAUCUAUUGGAUCACCCUGAUUUAUAUUUCUACUAACUUCAUAGAACACAAUUCAUUUAGUUUGGCUUGACCGGUCUUUCAUAAAACCAUGUUGAUUCCUGCCAAUUAUAUUUUUGUUCAAAAUGAAUUCUUGAAUAUUAUCCCUUAACAGCCUUUCAAAUAAUUUCCCAGUCACAGAUGUUAAGCUCACAGUUCUGUUGUUUCCAGGUUCAACUUUUGAACCCUUUUUAAGUAUAGGCACCAUAUCUGCUUUUCUCCAAUCCUCUAAAACAAUUCCUGAAAGAAAAGAACCCUUAAAAAUUAAAAAUGGUGGAAUAGAUAUUUCUACACUAAACUCCCUAAGAAUGCGUGGGUGAAUACCAUCUGGCCUUGGGCUUUGUUUACAUACUUUAUUUCUGUAGCAUUUUAUCCUGUUUAUCCAAUCACGUUUCCUUUCGCCAAUCUAGAGCCAAAAAUUGUUCUUAAUCUAUAUACUGAAGAAAAUAAGUAAUUUAGCAUUUUUUACUUGUCCUGAUCCUCCUCCAAACCCAUCUCAGACUCCAGGCCAGCACUUUCACUCUUAACCUCUUUGGCAUUAAUGUACUUAAAAAAAAAAGAAAAGAAAAGAAAAAAAAAACAAUCAAAACUUUGGGGUUGGUCUUGCUCUCUUUGGCUACAAGCAUUUCAUUUUCAACUUUAGCCUAUAUAAUCUCCUUUUUGCAAGCCCUAUUGGCGUGCUUUUAUUUGUUAUAGAAUGCAAUCGACCCUUCUGAUUUCAAUGUUUUCAACUUUCUUUUAUUAUUUGACUGACACUUUUAGUAAGCCACGUUUGUUCUAAUAUGCUUCUUUUCGAUUUGAUUCCCAAUGGUAUGUAUUAAGAAAUGUACUCUUUUGUAGAAUUUCCUUAAAGGAACACUAUAGUCAUCUAAAUUACUUUAGCUAAAUAAAGCAGUUUUAGUGUAUAGAUCAUUCCCCUGCAAUUUCACUGCUCAAUUCACUGUCAUUUAGGAGUUAAAUCACUUUGUUUCUGUUUAUGCAGCCCUAGCCACACCUCCCCUGGCUAUGAUUAACAGAGCCUGCAUGAAAUAAAAAAAAAAACUGGUUUCACUUUCAAACAGAUGUAAUUUACCUUAAAGGGACACUAUAGUCACCUGAACAACUUUAGCUUAAUGAAGCAGUUUUGGUGUAUAGAACAUGCCCCUGCAGCCUCACUGCUCAAUCCUCUGCCAUUUAGGAGUUAAAUCCCUUUGUUUAUGAAUCCUAGUCACACCUCCCUGCAGGUGACUUGCACAGCCUUCCAUAAACACUUCCUGUAAAGAGAGUCCUAUUUAGGCUUUCUUUAUUGCAAGUUCUGUUUAAUUAAGAUUUUCUUAUCCCCUGCUAUGUAACUAGCUUGCUAGACCCUGCAAGAGCCUCCUGUAUGUGAUUAAAGUUCAAUUUAGAGAUUGAGAUACAAUUAUUUAAGGUAAAUUACAUCUCAAUCUCUAAAUUGAACUUUAAUCACAUACAAGAGGCUCUUGCAGGGUCUAGCAAGCUAGUAACAUAGCAGGGGAUAAGGAAAUCUUAAUUAAACAGAACUUGCAAUAAAGAAAGCCUAAAUAGGACUCUCUUUACAGGAAGUGUUUAUGGAAGACUGUGCAAGUCACAUGCAGGGAGGUGUGACUAGGAUUCAUAAACAAAGGGAUUGAGCAGUGAGGCUGCAGGGGCAUGUUCUAUACACCAAAACUGCUUCAUUAAGCUAAAGUUGUUCAGGUGACUAUAGUGUUCCUUUAAAGACCUUUGAUUUAUCCUAUGUGUUUGCCAGUGAAUAAUAUCUGCCAGUGGAUUUGUUGUAAAUAUGCCAUUAUCCUAUUGAAUUUGGCCUUUUUAAAAUUAAGGGUUUUUGUGCAGCCCAUAUGGUCCAAUCAAUGUCUGGAUAAUUAAAAUCUCCAAUGAUUAAAAAUUUGCCCAGUUAUGCAGCCUUAUUAAUUUGAGAUAGCAGUUGCUCUUCCCCAAUCAGCAUUAAGGUUUGUAAAAUAUUCCUACUAUUAAUGGAUAUCCCCUGUUUUAUUCUAUGCGUAUUUCUACCCAUAAGGCUUCCACAUCCUCACAUGUAUCAUCACAAACAAUUUUUUUAUUUUUUUUUUAAACGUCUUAUCAGUUAUGUCAUGCUCUUCCUUGUAUGCCAAAAUCUCAAACUUCCUCGUUUUCUUACAAGUUUCCUGCAUUGGCAAGCAAACAUUUAAAGUCACCAUUUAUUUCUUGAGUUUUGUUUGAAGAACAUGCAUUUAAUACCUUCUUGCUCUGCCUGCUAAACUUACCACUACCCCCAUCUCCACCUUCCUGGACUUCAGCUAAAUUCCAUUUACUGUCUAUAUUAUCUACCACAUUUAUCAGUCUUUUACCCUCUCCUUCUAAUUUUAAGCCUUCUCCUACCUUCCAGCCAUCCUCUCUGCCAGCAUAAAAGGUCUUCCAUUCAGGUGCAUUCCAUCACAAUUAUAAUAAUUGUACUCAAGUGCAGAAUCGUCUCAUUGCUCUAGAAAGCCAAAACAUUGCUUCCUACGCCAAGACUUCAGCCACGCCUUGACCUCUCUAAUCUCCCUCUGGCCUUUUAAUGUAGCACAUGACACGGGUAAAAUCUCGGCAGGGCCGCUCUAAGUGAAAAAAGUGUUGCCACCCCAUUCGUUCCACCCACUUGUGCAGACUUACCUAAACUGACCAAUACACGCUCACACUGACCCCCCUCCACACACACACACACUGACCCAUACACACACACACACGCUGACCCAUGCAGACUGAUACAUACACACACACAGACCCAUACAAUCACACACCACACACAGACCCAUACCUACAUACACAAAGAUACUGACUGACACACACUCUCUGAAACACGCAUUGCACUUUGCUUUUUAUUCCUGUCUUCUUUACUGCGCACGGCAGCCGACACUAUUUUCCAAGCCCCAUUUUCUCUUAUUCUCCCGCCCACUUUUGCUCACAUACAGGGCAAGUGGCGGGAGCGAGUGAAUGACACACCCUUGCGCUGCCGCGGUGCUUGGCUGAGAGAGGGGUCCUGACUUUUCAGGCUGUAGUGAAUGUCGGACCGACAUUCUCCCGGGCGCUAGUCUACAAGUAAGUGCUCCUUAGCGCCCAGUACCUUAGCUGGUGGUCGCCGCGGCCUGCUCUAUAUAAUCGAUUCAACCUGUUGGGGGGGGUGGCAGAAAAGCAGUAAAGCUCCGUAUAUCAGGCGGCUAUGCUCUAAGGGCAGCGUCACACCACUCCUUCAUAAGGAUAUAUCCUCCAAUAAAGAGAAAGAAAGACCAAUAUGGUGUAGUAUGUCAAUCAAAUAAAUAACCAAUAUAAGGUAGAUAUUGAGCUCACCUUAUCUAGAGCAAAAGGUCCUGGCUCUAAGGUAUAUAAGUGUAGCGCCACUAUAGAGGGGAGGGCACGUCCCCAAAAUGAAGAUUCCUGAGGAUGGAUAAGAUAUCUUAAAAUAACAAAACUAUUUAUUAGCAAAAAAGUUAAACGGUAAAUUAAAUAAAAUAAAUACUGUCCACACUGUAUUUUGAUAACUAAAAUCAGCCAAUACGCGUUUCACUUUCCUCUGAGCUUCUUCAGUCAGCUGUUGGUCCGUCUCGGGAAUCUGCCAUCUUAAAUAGCAUAAAGACACUCCCCUAGUAACAGCUGUAGUUAAGUUCAACCGAUUGGAGUGCUUCAGGCUAACUGCCCCUUUAAUUGUCUUGAAUUAUUAAUAUAUUUUUACCAUCUGGACUAUAUUUGUGUUCUGUUUUUUAUGUACUGAAUUUCGUACUUUAUAUACCUGUUAUAAACAGGGGUAAGACAUUCCCCAUAUUUUUGCACUUUAGCGCUCCACUAUAGGUACAAGUGUAUCUUGUACCGUUAGAAGGUGAACCCUUUGAUACUUGCCCACUAAAACUGCAAAUUUUAAAGUGGUGUUCUAAUUAUUUAUUUAUUAUUGCCAUUUAUAUAGCGCCAACAGAUUCCGUAGCGCUUUACAAUAUUAUGAAAGGGGAUUUAACUAUAAAUAGGACAAUUACAAAUAAACUUACAGGAACAAUAGGUUGAAGAGGACCCUGCUCAAUCGAGCUUACAUUCUAUAGGAGGUGGGGUGUAAAACACAUUAGGACAGGAAUGUGCAAUCAAAUAAGGUGGGCUGCCCUUUAGGAGAGGGCAAGAGACGGGUAUGUGAGGUAGGGGUUAGUCUUGGAGGCCAUAAGCUUUCCUAAAGAGAUGGGUUUUAAGGCACUUCUUAAAAGAUGCAAGACUAGGGGAGAGUCGGAUGGCGGUAGGCAGGCUAUUCCAUAGGAAGGGAGCCGCCCGCGAGAAGUCCUGCAAGCGCGAGUUGGCCGUACGGGUGCGGACAACGGACAGGAGGUGGUCACGGGCAGAGCGGAGAGACAGAGAAGGGACAUACCUGUGGAUCAGUGAGGAGAUAUGAGGGGCUAGAGUUGUUCAGUGCUUUAUAGGUGUGAGUUAGUGCCUUGAAUUGACUCCUAUAGCACACAGGAAGCCAAUGUAAGGACUGGCAGAGGGUUUAGGUGUGAGAGAACCGACUAGAGAGGAAAAUCAGUCUAGCAGCAGCAUUCAUUACAGACUGUAGGGGUGCAGUACGGCUUUUGGGAAGACCAUGGGUUCAAAUUCCCAUGGGUUCAAAUUCCUACUUGGAGAUAGCCUAAAAGGCAGGCUGUGUAGAUAAAAGAAACAAAGCACCUGUUUAUUAGACUAAAAUCCUGCACGUCACUCCCUGGUAUCGUAUGAUAUAACAUACAGGGAGACGAAACAAAAAAAAAAAGUUUUAUAUAUAUAUAUAUAUAUAUAUAUAUAGGUUUAGUCUGUAUAUCUUGUUGGUCAUCUGUAAUGAUAUUACCACUGAUAUUAUUCGGAGUGCUAAGUAAUUAUUUUUGAAAAAGAAAAUAUGUUAUGUUUUUUUGUUUGAGGGGGAGGUUCUUUGACUGACCGAUUCGCUUUUAUUGAUUUACCAAUGUGAACCUAUCCUUUGACAGAAAUAUAUGGCUUUGUUUAUGAACUUAAUACUUGCUUCCUCUCCAUCAUCGACUCGAAAGUCUUCCUCGUGACACAAAUACAUGGGAUUCCUUUCUAGCACAUCUGCGUCACAAAGAGUGGCAACCUCCUCUUGAAUACAAUAUUCAUCUAGAUUGCCAUAAAAAUAAGUAUAUGGAUUAAAUGUUUCUCCCUUUUAAUUUAGUGAUGCGUGUACCAUAAAAGUUGCACUUGAGCCUAUAAUUUUAGUUUUCCGUGCUUGUAACCAUCCUUUUAAAAGAAGAGAUCUGGUGGUCUCAUGUUUGUUUGUUUGUUUUUUCCCCAGAAGGCGAAGAGGAAGAAGACGAAGAGGAAGGUGAAGAGGAGGAUGAUGUAGAUGAGGAAGAAGACGAGGAUGAUGAUGAGGAAGAAGUUGGAGAAGAAGACGAUGAGGAAGAUGCCAGUGGAGAAGAGGUUCAUAAAAUAUUAUUUUAUCUAUGCAUUUCAUGUAUAUUGCAUUUAGCAUAUUUAAAAUGGUGAUUGUCUCUAGACUAUUGUUCAUAUUGGUAAAGUAAACCUUAUAGGCAAACUACCUAUCUUACACAUAUGAUAUGGAUCUAAUCUGAUAUUUUAAAAUCAUAGAUAGGUUUGAUGUUGAUCCAUUUUAGGAGGAAUAAUCCUGGUGUGCUAUUUUGUUUAACCCCUUAACGCCGUUACGGCGUUCUAUGCCGUCCCCAUUUAAAUGUGCUUUAAAGCUGUUACGGCAGCAUAGAACGCCGUUACGGCUUUCAGCCCUUGGAGCCUCCAGCUACUUACCUCCGCUGCAAUCCUCUUUGGGAGGACUGCCUGACAGCCCAGGCAGCCCUCCCCCGGCAAAUCAGGCCCCCGGGGGCCAUGUGAUCGCUCUCAAAGAGUGAUCACAUGGCCUCCUAUAGCUGGCUGUGGGUCUGCCAGUAGGGGGACUGUCUGGGCUGUCAGACAGUCCCCCUGCUGGUGGGAUGUGUAAAAACAAUAAUUAAACAUGUUAAAAUAAAUGUAAUGUGUGUGUGUGUGUAUGUAUAUGUGUAUAUGUAUAUGUAUAUAUAUAUAUAUAUAUAUAUAUAUAUAUAUAUAUAUAUAUAUAUAUAUAUAUAUAUAUAUAUAUAUAUAUAUAUAUAUAAUAUGUAUAUAUAUAUGUAUAUGUAUAUAUAUGUAUAUAUAUAUAUACACAAAAAUACUCUUGGCACUCACCCAUUAAAAACUUUUUUCUUUGAUGUCUUUGCCUGGGUGCAAACCUCAGCGUGGGUAUAUAUAUUUUCCAUAGAAAAAAGGUGCACUCACAGGACUUCUUCCAUCAGUGAUUUUAUUCUAAGUUGUGCAUUACAUUCGUAAUCUUCAAUCAACGUUUCGACCCCUAAAGGGUCUUUUUCAAGAUCUUUCUAUGGAAAAUAUAUAUAUAUAUAUAUAUUAUGGAUUUUGCUUCCCAAGCACUACCAAGCCUCAAUAAGCAAACCAGUAACCAACCUCAUGCUGAUGAGUUGCAUUAACAACGAAACAGCUGUCCAUGAGUGGUUCACUGAUUUUGCAUCUUUUCCUAUACAGUAUUGUGUUUCAAGCUGUUGUACACAGCAAACAUAGAUUAAAAGGAAUCCAUGUUUAAAAUGGAAUGAGGCAAAAAUGUGAUUCUUUGUUAAACUAAUUUGCAUAUGCCCACCCAGAAUCCUUUGCGGUUGUAACAUCGCUACAGUUUUGGGAUUUCUGUGGGAAAAGCAAGUCUUAUGGCUUGACUGGUGUGCAGAUUUUUGUUUAACAUUGUAUUAAUUAUCCACAGACUUCAGGUGGAAGGGGUUUUCAAUCACAAUUUUUCCCCACCAUAAUAUAUAUAUAUCAUCAUACGUAGUGUAUUUUAAUAUAAGUACAUAUAUUAGUAUUAAAAUACACUUAGAAUGAAGUUACACAUAUAUAUAUCCUUUUAUAUUUAUAUUAGUGGAAAAUGUAUUCAAAGUUUCCGUAAUUUUCUUUUCCUGGCUAUUAUUCAUGGCAGCAUAUACACAUGGGUUAGCUCCUCCCCUUACAGCCGAUAGGACAGGAAAACCACCAAGGUUUUAAAAGGAGGCUCCAUCUCUAAGGUCCUCAGUCAGUUUACAAGCUCUACAGUACAUAGAUAGAGACAUUAAUGGGUGGGAAGUAUAUGCUGCCAUGAAUAAUAGCCAGGAAAAGAAAAUUAUGGUAAGUAUGAAUAAAUUUUCCACUUUCCUGGCUAAUCAUGGCAGCAUAUACACAUGGGGAAUACCCAGGCUUAUAAAGGGAGGGACAGAAUAGCCAAUCAAAUAAUCAGAAUAAUUCAACAUAGAUAGAAGAAUGAACUGAGUAAAGUACUUGAGUACCAAAUUGUGCAUCAUAGACUGUUUUAACGAACAGUAUGAAAUGCCAGACAAACGUGUCUAAAGAGGUUCAAAUGCUAGCUUACAAAAAGUGUCAGCAGAAACCGUUGCCAUGGAAACCCACAAUGCUGCAACAGCAUGAGAGGAGAGUGCCCUGAUACCCUCCAGCACAGGUAGAGAACGGACAUGACGUCCAAAUUGUGCCUCAUUAAUUGCUUCAAUGUCCAAUAUGUAAUGCAGGACAAACUAGUUCAAAGAGGUCCAAAUGCCAACUUUACAAAGUUUCAGCAGAGACCAUUGACAUGGAAGCCCCAAAAUCCUUUGGUACAGGUUGAGAAUGGCAUUGAAAGGCUCUCACUUUAGGCAGGAUCUCUGGUGCUACGGAUGCUUGAGUUCAAUUGUUGCAUACAUGAAGCAAAGCACCAGGGGCAUCAACGAUCAAUGGGCACCCUUCAGUACAGCUAGAGAAUGACAUAGAUAAGCAUUCACCAUAGGCAGGAUCUUCAGGUGCCAAAUGCAAGACGACCAUAUCUGUUGAAAAGUAGUGAAAGGGGGUUCACAGGAUCAAGCCUGGAGUUCACCCAUUUUCCUUGCUGGGGUACCAGCCACCAGCACUUCCUGUGCCACCACCAUGGAAGCUCCUUCUAGCUGUUCGAAUAAUGGUUUAGUCAGGGCCCGUAGGACCAGUGGUACGUCACAUAUUGGCUUCACCACACUCAGUGGAGGUAUGAUUUCAAUCAAUGCCUAUAUGAAGCUAAGUGCUCCUCUAGGGUGUUAUAACACAGAACCUUUCAAGGCCUGAACAAAGGAGUAAUUCCAACAGACAAAAGCAUGUCAAGCUUUGUAAAGCCUGUAUAGGAUUGUAAGAGGAUCUCAAUGACGGUCUCAGGAAUGCCUAAUAUGGACUCCCGCAUCAACACCAGAACUUGAGGCUCCUGGUGUGUCAAGGGGCCUUGUAAUAGGUCUGGACGUACUGGAAUUUCCCUUGGAGGUUCCAGAAUCAUCUUAUUCAUCAUAGGAAUUAGUCGACACGGCCCUUCCACUGUCACCUUUUGCAUUACCUUUUUAGGAAAGUCGAAAGCAGGAAAAUAUGUACAUCAGACUAAAAUUCUAAAUUUGAGUCAGUGUAUCCUGAACAUGAGCAUUCUGGUCCUAGCAUGUAGAAAAUACUUCUGGAUCUGGUAGUUCCAAGAAAUGGCCAUCAGAUCUAUGUAGGGUAUCAGACAAAUCUGCCUCAACCCCGAGGAUACGUCGUGACAUGGUUGCCUUGUCCACAGUUAUUCGGCUCAAGCAAACAGCCAUUGUAUUCUGAGCCCCUGGUUGUUCUUCUGUGCCCUGAUCAUUAUGGGCUGGAAUUCCAUACAAAUGAAUGGAAAUAUUGUGCAACAUGGUCCAAACACUGUGCAACCAAUCUUAUAAAAACUGAAAUUCAAGCUAAUAAUUGACCAAUGAGGUUCUGUUCACUGGAAAAUCAGAGAUCUAAUCCCUCUUUUCAGCUAUCAGGUAAGGUGUAACUCCACUGAUGGGGACAUAGUCAGAGGCUGGCUCCAAUAAUCUUUCUCUUGUUAAACCAAGAUAGGAAGGAUCUGUAAGGAAUCCAGAGAUGCCGUUGGGCCCAUCUGACAAGUCUGCUGGUGGAAGCCAGAAUUUCCUAGUAGUUGCAUCUAUUUUCUUGCUGUUACCAAGCAGAAAUGCAGAAACUGGGAGAGAAAUCCUUCACAAUCUGUGGAACUGUUCCUGAGAUAGGGAAAAGCAGAGCAUAGAAUUUUCCACUCUGGAAUGUCAACCACUGAGCUGGUGUGAAACUGCUUUUCUGGAUAUUAAACAAGCAGCCAAACUUUAGGAGUUAUGAAAGAACUAUAUACCUCUGUGUGCCUGCCUUCUGAUGGUCUAAGACUAUCAGAAGUAGAUCCUCCAGAUAACGGAACCAGGUGGAGUUCUGGACUCUCAAUAACACUAUAAGCACAUAUAAAGAUUCUUGGGGCCGCAUUGAGGCCAAAUGGUAGAGCACUAACUUGGAAGUUCUCUUCUGAGCUAAUGCCGAAGAUCUCUGCAGAUUGGACUGAAAGUAAGCAUCCUUGAGAUAUAUAGAGGUAAGGAAAUUAUCCUUCCAGAUUGCUUGAGAUAUGGAUCUGAUUGACUCCAUCCCAAAGACUCUGACAUUCAGCCUCUUGUUGGCCCCUCUUAGGUCCAGUGUAGGCUUCCAUGUGCUUUUCCUCUUAGCACCAGAAGAGAGGCGAAAAUUGUCCCUGGAACUGCUCUUGUUCUGGGACCUAAAAAAAAAAACCACCUCUUCGUCCAGAGGCUUCUUCCUUCAGUGCUUUACCUUUUGAUUCAUUGGUCUUAAUACUCCUGUUGGUAUGGAGACUCCUGUGCCUGAAGAAAAAACUCCAGUCUAUAUCAAUCUGGACUAUGGAUACCACUCAAGCCUCCAGAGUAUGACAAGCCCAGGUAUGUGUGAUCAUAAAAAUGAAGCUCCUAGUACUGGAGGAGACAUGUUCAUUGCUGAAGAGCAAAACGACUGCUUAAUAGCUCCAUUAGAACCUUGAAAGGUAGGUUUACCAACUGCCAUGAGUUACCUCUGGAGUAUACCCUGCAGGGUCAGAAGCUCCAUGUAUCUCAGAAAUACUGGUCACUGGAGGUUCUCCGGUCCGACUAUGAGGAGCUGGGAUCCUUGGAACUUCUGUCCUGAGGUACAAAUAUCUUUUUUUCAAUGUAAUUAUCCAAAGUUUUCCCAAACAGCACCACCCCUUCAAAUAGAAUGGUGUAGAGGGCAGACUUGGAGGAUGAGUCAUCAUCCCAGAAACAGGACCAUAAUGCUUUCUUAGCUGCUAUAGAUAAAGCCAUUUGAUCCAGAGAAUAUCCAAGGUACAUCGAGGGAAGAUUCUGUGAAGAAGUCAGUUGUAACCUGAAGACUUCAGACUGCCUCUUCAAUCUUGGCUCUUAAUCUCUCUCUCCAUAGUAGCCUUUAGAUCUUAAAUCACAUAUUUCAUGUUUGUAGAAACAGCAACGGAAGUCACAGCUGGCUGGAAUCCUGCAAUGGUAGGCGUAAGAUUUUGGACAGGUCUGCGUCCACCUAUUGUCCAUAAGUUUGCAACUUAGGUGGUGUAGUUCUGGGGUUGGAAAUAACUUCCUCCACAGUGUAAAGCCUGGCCUCUUUUCUUACCCUUAAGGCCUCUGGAAUUUACUUUGUAAGCCCUGCCCGCAUGUCAUGUGGCUGCACAGUGAUGGUGAUGGUCAUGCUGAAGCGACAACCUUCUGGAGGCAGUCAGUGCAUAACCGAUUCCUUCCACUGUUUUCUCCUCAUAACCAGAUCCAGGUGAAGAAUCGGACAUCUGACAAAAAAUAACUAAAUAUUACCUGUGGUAAAAUAUUAAGUAAAAAAGUGCACUGUUAAAUUCUAUAAGAAACCAGUGAAACAGCUUUAAAACAGGCUGAAAACAGUACUUAUCCAUGUCUGGAGACCCUGCAAAUACUUACCAAAUUAGUGUGGUAUGAUUACUGUAAUUUUCCCUUUAUUUUAGGAACUUUCUACACAAAAAACAAAUAUGAAUGCUAACUUUGGCCAGUGUUUGUGACUAAGUGGCUACUACAAAAGACUGGACAUACCACACUUGCAAUACCUUGGGUUGUGUACUUUUGCAAAUGUGUACUUUUUGUUGUUAAACAUUUUGGACGGGGACCUAGAUUAUGAACAUACAAAGAAAGUCACCCAUCAGUUGGCUUGUUCAGUGUUGUUAAAAAGUAAAUAAAAUGGAGGAUCAUGCUGCUCCUACUGAGGCAUUGUAUGUCACCAGGGACAGACAACCCAUGUGUUUCUUAACCCUUUUCCAACAAAGGACGUGCUAUGCCACUUUAUCGCUGUAAGACAACAUAGCACGCCAAUUAAAACACAGUCAAUAUGAGAAUUUCAUUAAGAUGUUAUGAAAUGCCCAUAUUUCUGCCUUAAGCAGAGGUUACUUCUCUCCCUUCUUGUCCAUGUAGACAAGUCGUGUGUGUGUGUGUGUGUGUGUGUGUGUGUGUGUGUGUGUGUGUAUAUUUAUAUAUUUAUGCAAUAUUUGUUUUGCCUGUUUUUUUUAAGAUAUCCUUGAUAGACAUUGGUCUUAUCAUUAGGUUUUCCAUUUCUCUGAGGAAGGCAGCGCUGCUACAGAAAAUAACUUGCAAGGAGAAUUCCAGUUUAACUAUUUUGACCUUGGAAUUUCAGUCCGCUAUGUUUAGUUUGGCUACUCUGGACUUGAUUUUGAAAUUCAGUUUUGAAUUCUCAUUUUAGUAAUUUUGAGGGUUUGUUUGGUAGUUCUCUGGGUGUUGAAGAGUGAUGUGCCUUCUUUAAUCGCAGGGGAACCAAUUUUAGGUCAUGAUCCAUGGAUUAACAAUUACUGGUCCAAUCGUUUCUAGUACGACUUUGGCUCUAAUUAGUACUUCCUUUAGAAUAUAAGCCAGUUACUCCUUUUUAUCUUUCUUUAGGAAGAAGAUUUUGGUCAUGACGGAGAAGUAGACGAGGAGGAAGAAGACGAAGAGGAAGAUGAUGAUGAAGGUUGGUGUAGAGCCAUAAAUUAUAGAAGUAGAUAUACCAGAUAUAAAAAAAACAAAUGCAUGAUUCAAUUUGCACGAAAUUGUGCCCAGUUUGACCAGAUAUUUGUGGCAACAACACUUAGACUCCUGACUCACAUUGAAUAAAGUUGGCAAAUACAUUUUUAACACUCUGCACUAGAGAGAAAUAAUACAUUUUAAAGUUGUUAGCUCAUUACAGCAAGAUGUGAAUGAUUGCUCUUAAAAUAUGGACAUAUUGUCACAAUUUGAUUUUAAAGGCACUGUAGGCACCAUUUCAAGCAGUCUUAACGAUAAAUAAGGGACGCUGGCCACCCACAGUCUUGCAACCUACUAUAGGUUUAGCAAAGGUAGAGAAUACACCUUUCCUUCUAGUGAUACCAAUUCAUACCAGCAAUGGUCUCUCUGAUAUGCUUAAAGUGGUCAGCAGACACACUGGCCAAUCACAGCUGCCUAAUGCUGCUCAGGCUCAUUAGCCCAUGAAGCACAGGGGGGUUGGGCUGCUUGAGACUCUUGUUUAGCAUUAAAACAUUAAAAACAGUUUAACACUGAGUGAAAGGAUGGUGCUGGUAGACUUUAGGCACUAUAACCACUUCAGUGAGUAGUUACAGCAGGUAAACUGAUAUAUGUAGGAAGACAAACACAAUGUCCACCUAUGAUUUAGUUUAUCGUAGAAAUUCACAUUUAAAAAUGGUAUACACUGAUUACACAUUAUAAGCAUGGGUUUUAAGUUAGCCACUGUACAGAGGGUUACUGGUCCUUUUAGUUUGUGUUCUGUUCUCCAUCUCCACGCCAUUCCUGCUGGUGUCCUGCCUGUGUCACUUCCUUUUGCCAAAUGUUCACUGUAAUGGCUUCCAAGGUGGAGUUACAGAGUUCUGAAAGUUAUAGCUUGCAGGAUUCAGCAAGGGCAAAAUGCUGUGAUCACAGAGAAGAUUUUGAAGUUUAUGCUGCCAAAGAAAGACCCCACCACUAACAAUAUUUAAAAUAAAAGGUGUUUUUUUUACAAACUAAAACCCUAGACCUGUCUAAUAUGCAAAACUGGUUUCCGAAUUUUAUAUGGUGCAUAGUGGAAAUGGUACAUAAUGAAGGCCAUGACCUAGCAGUAGUUUUACCAUCAGUGCCUUUUCUCUGAAAAGGCAGUGUGUUUACUUUAAAAAGCCUGCAGGGACAGGCAAUAGACACCAGAACCACUACAUUAAGCUGCUGUUCUUGUGACUAAAGUGUCCAUUUAAGCUAAACUUGCCAAUGCUACCAGCUAAACCAGUUUGGAAUUCACCAGAGGAAAUUUUUAGGCCAAACAAUUCACUUUUUAGAGAAAGUCACAGUAAGUUUGCCUGCUUCCCAGUUGAGGCAUUACACAUGCAACUUUUUUUUUUUUCUUUCUUUCUCAUCUGCAUAUGGAAAUUGCUACAUAUCCUGUCUACUUCUCUGCUAAUGAUGUCUGUUUUUGGUUCUGUAGACGAAGAUGAACCUAAAAAGGGAGAGAAAAGGAAGAGAGACACAGAUGAUGAUGGUGAUGAAGAGGAGGACUAGAGGAUGGACAAAAAGAGAUCAAAAAAAGGAAGAAAAAAAAAAUGAAAAAAGGACCUUAAUGGAUAAUGCAGUAUUGAUUUAAACUGGCCCCACACAUGGAUUUCCAAUAAUCGAGCUGAUAUACAGGUUGCAAAAAGGUCGUAGCAAUUAAACAAGCCCCCAUCCUUGAUCACCCAGAAGCCAAAGAGUCGUUACUGUGACAUUCCUACAGCCAAUAAACCCCUACUGGAAGCUUACAACAUGGUUUAUACUUAAGUUUCAAAAAGCAAAAAAAAAUAUAUAUAUAUAUAUAUAUAGAUAAAAUAUAUACCAAACUUUCAGCUAAACAAACUUGGUCAAUGCUUUUACUAUUAUGUUGGGGUUCUGAAGGGUUUCUGAGUUAGAACACUGAGGGUGUAAUUGGUGAGUCAUGAUUGUCAAUGGCUACCUGUUAAAUAGAGGUUGAAGCACCAUUUUUACUUUCUGUACAACAACGGAAAAAAAGAAGAAAAAAAUACCUUUGUAAAUAAAAUCUUAACAUUUUGGGUCUGUUUUUCAUGCUUUGCUUUUUUUAUUUUCUUCUUUUUUUUUUCUAACAGUUCAAUAUUUUUUUAUAGUAGGAUGUUUUUUGCGACAACUACAGAUGAUAAAGUAUUUUUUAAGAACAUGAGUGAAAUAAACAUGUUGCUAUUUGGUAAACUCUAGUUGUAUGUUUACGUUUCUGAAUGAGAAUUUAAAUUAUUUUAAUGGUGUAGUCCCACUGAAUGAAUCCAAUAU
Molecule: messenger RNA, 79153 nt
Organism: Pelobates cultripes (western spadefoot toad)
Lineage: Eukaryota; Metazoa; Chordata; Amphibia; Anura; Pelobatidae
Source: the annotation of a GenBank genome assembly